Podarcis lilfordi (Lilford's wall lizard) is the source of this 50515-nucleotide messenger RNA. The record is from the annotation of a GenBank genome assembly. Lineage: Eukaryota; Metazoa; Chordata; Lepidosauria; Squamata; Lacertidae.
CUCCAGAUUUUCUCUCAGUCAUUAAUACACAUACAUUCAGGACAAUCUGUAGGAAGAAAGGAGACUUUUAAACUUUCCACUGAGCGGCCAGGAAGCGGCCUUGACUUUUUCCGGCAUCCCACUUUUUUGUUUAUGUGGGAUUUUGCUUGCGCUGAAGGUAUUUCGAGAAUUCCCUUUCUGUUUGGAGGAGGAAACCUGAACCAGUCAGUCUUGGCCACGAGGUUGUUUCCCAAGGUUCCUAAGUUGGUUGAGAGAGAGAGAGAGAGAGAGAGACUCUAAGAAGAAAACCGGCGGGGGGGGGGGGCGGGAGAAGGACCACCCCUGGAUCCAGCAGGGGACUUUUAAAAGGCCCCGCCUCCAGGCUAUGUUUCGCCUUCAACGUCUGCAAGCGGGAUAAUUGAAAGGAAGGCAGGAAGGCGGCGAAUUAACUCCCCGCACAGUUACUUUGUAGCGGGUAAUCCUUGCAGGCUCCUUCCUUCUCGACCCGCCCUGAGUGGCGAGGGGGGCGUUAGCCGAGGUAGGAGCAAGAAAGUCAACUCAAACUCAGACAGAGUGAAGCCCCUGCCUGCGGCUGCUGCGCUCUCCUUCCCGGCUCCUUUCCUGCCGCUUCCGCGCCGCUCACUGAUGGAGAAUCUGCGCAGGAUCCGGCUGCUCCUUCUUCUGGCUUCGGUGCCUUUGUGCGGCGCGCAAGGUAAGCAAACAGCUGCAAUGCUGCAAAAUGUUUGAAUUGCAGGGCGAGGACGAGGAGGAGAAGACCGGCUGCCUCCCCCCCCCUCCCCCGCCACGGGCUGGGAAAGCCAAGACUUGACCCGGGGCAAAAGAGUCUGCGCUCGUGGAAAGUGUGUGUGUGUGUGUGUGUGUGUGUGUGUGUGUGUGUUUUGGGGGUGUCUUUGAGCCUGGCUGGGGACUGAAGCCCCUCGAGUUGGCGUGCAGGUUACUAGUUUCUUGCAGCUAAAUUAAAGCGCCCUAAUCUGCCCUAUUCUGAGUGUAGUUGAUUUCGACGAGACUGAAGUUAUUUUUCCUUGAGGUUAUUUUACGAUACCCAAUACUUGGAAAUUUCGACAUUCAGAAACAUUUUCACGAAAGGAGAAAGGAGGAGACAAAUUCAUUUCGGAAGCCAGCUCUUGCUCACUUAUGUGGUGCCGCUUACCUCCGAGUAAAUAUGCAUAUCGAUAAAUGAUAAAUCUGUAAGGUGUAACAUUCUUUAUAAGUUAAGCAUAAGAGAUGCUUUUGCCUUUGCCUUUCUGGUCAAACCAUCCAUGCUCCGAGUGUGGAUGUGAGCAGGGCUUUUUUCGAGUCAGAACUCUCUGGAACUCGGGUCCUGGCCCCUCAGGUGGGCAGUCAGGGUGAGUUCUGGCACCUCUUUUUCUUGAAAAAUAGCACUGGAUGUGACCCUAGUGUAAACAGAUACCCAGUUUACGCCAUCAGGGCAUGGUGUCUCAACAGGGAUGUGCCCCCCCACUCCUAACUUCUGUGCCCUCAGAAGUUUGAAGGGGCAGCUGAUGGGCAGACUCUCCAUGCAAUCGGGAACCCUGAGGGUUAUAGGUGUACAGUACAUUUGUAUGACUGCAGGCUUUCAUUUCAGGCAUUGCGCUGAGUGCAUAGCUGUUGAGGCUGGUCCAGUGGGUGUUGUCCUGCUUCCCCUUCCAUGCACUUGCUAUCUCUGUGUGCUGGUGAGGUGAAGUGCGGGGGCAGGAUGAGUAAAUGGCGCUAAUGUAAUCCCAGGUUUUCUUCUCCGCUGGUACUGUCAAAUGGCAUAGUCCAUUAGGGCAUAUCAUUUUAGGGGGUAAAAUUUAUUUUUUGCAAAUUUAUUCAGUGAGGGGGGUAUUUAAAAUAUGUUUUGAGUGUGAGGAAUUCAAAUCCAAUAUUAUUUUUGUGAUUGGACAAUAUUUAGCUUGGUAAGUCUGAAUUUGAUGAAGAAACAUAUAAACUGCUUUCGGAAAACCAACUAAUAUUAAUUUUACCUUCUGAAAAUGUUAAAAGGUAAAGGGUAAAUGGACCCCUGACCAUUAGGUCCAGUCGUGGCCGACUCUGGGGUUGCGGCGCUCAUCUCGCUUUAUUGGCCAAGGAAGCUGGUGUACAGCUUCUGGGUCAUGUGGCCAGCAGGACUAAGCCGCUUCUGGAGAACCAGAGCAGCGCACGGAAAUGCCGUUUACCUUCCCGCCGGAGUGGUACCUAUUUAUCUACUUGCACUUUGACGUGCUUUCAAACUGCUAGGUUGGCAGGAGCAGGAACUGAACAACGGGAGCUCACCCCGUCACAGGGAUUCAAACCGCCGAACUUCUGAUCGGCAAGUCCUAGGCUCUGUAGUUUAACCCACAGCGCCACCUGCAUCCCUCUGAAAAUGUUAGGUGAUGCUUAAUAAUAAUAAUAAUAUACAAGUACUUGGCAAUCAUUUUAAAUGAUUUCUGUGCAAUUUUAUGUAUAUUUUACUUACAAAACAAAGUUAUAUUAAUUUAACCAAAAUAUCUUUUGCAUUCCCAAGCCAUGUUACAACUUUUUAGCAUCCCUCAAUUUUCAGAAUUUGAAAGUUGAAGAGUUCAACACACCGUGUGACAGUUUAAUUUGCAAUUUUUAAAUUGAAGGGACUAGUAUUGAGGAUGUCAUAGUAACUACCACAUAUAGGCCAACAAGUUCAUGGAUCUAAUAAAGGCAUUACUUUCUCACCUGAAGAUGGUUUAAUAAUGUGUGGGGUGUGUGGUAGGUGGGCAAACCACAGAUUUGCUCAUCUGAUGGAGCAUCACCUUCCUCAUUUGCAACAUUUACAUUGUGCUUCUCAGGUGGUCAGGAAAUGUCAACAGAGAAGCACAGGACUAGGGGCGAAUUGCCCACCACUAAGCAGAUUAUGUUCUGAAUGUUUUGGAAGUUCACUGUCAUGGACUGGCUGGAUGCUGAGGAGUGGUGGGAGGCGACAGCUGAGGAACCUCCGGGAGAAUUCCCACGAGAUGAAGGCUCAAGGUCUGGGGAUUGGUAGUAGUGGGAUGAUGAAUGGUGAGGGGGAGAAGACUGGGAGGAGAAGGUAUCAGAAGGUGAAAUGUAACAGGGUUUAGUGAGCAGGAAGAGUCUGUGGCAGAGAGCAGUCCAGAAUCGGAGGCAGAAUCAGAGGCUCAAGAGGAGAGGGGCCAAGAGGCAGAGAUGAGUCUGGCUGGUGAAGAAGCCAGGGGGUCUCCCCCUCCUGCUGUGACUUGAUCUCCUCCCACCUGGUCUCUCAGAACCAGAAGGGGUAUGAAGAGGGUGAAGCAAAAACAAACAAGGCGGCAAAGUCUCAGGUUGCCUGGGAAGGACCCGGGGGAGGAGAAGACUUAAGGAACUGUGGGAAGGUGGGGACCUUCAGUCCCCACAACGGCUCAUAGGGGCACAAUCUACCGGGAUGAGUUGCUGUGCUCACUAGGCCUGGCCUCCUGAGUUGACCUGAGUUUCUUUGAAGAAAGAGUUAACUUGUGAUUUAUUGCCAACCUACUCCUGACAUUCAGAUGUGUUAUGUGCAUGCUUGCUCUCUGUUCGGUGCACUCAAUAUGGCAGUACUUGGGUUGCUGUAUUUUGAAGACACAUUUACCAACUUCUUUUAAAUAUGGAUCACUAUGAUGACUCUCAUUUUACAUAUCCAUGACAAAGAGGACGUGUCCUGGAAAAAGAGGACACAUGGCAACCCUACUAGAUGCAAGAUUGUAUCAUCCACUAUUGGGGGUCAUUGCAACCACAAAUUUUAUCUGGCUACCCAGGCUGGCUCAAGUAUGCGAACCCCGGUAGCAUGAGAAAGGCCCCCAGUUUGUUUGAUAUAUAUUUAUAAUAUAUGGGGCUUUGUUGGAUAUGUAUACAGUGGUGCCUCGGUUUAAGAACAGUCCUGUUUACAAACGAUUCAGUUUAUAAAUUCCUCAAAACUGGAAGUAGUGUCCUGGUUUGUGAACUUUACCUCGGUCUAAGAAUGGGAGCUGAAUGGUGGAAGGGCACCAGCGGCGGGAGGCCUCAUUAGGGAAAGUGCGCCUUGGUUUAAGAACGGUUUCGGUUUAAGAACGGACUUCCAGAACCGAUUAAGUUUGUAAACCGAGGUACCACUGUAUAUGAUAAGGGGCUAAUUCUUCUGCAGUAUUAGUGUCUGCUUUUUUCUUAAGGCUAGACUUUUCUCUCAGCCAAGAUUGUAAAUUCAGAUCAUCUGAUCAGUUUCAACAUUUUACACACAACAAAAACUGUCAAGGGCAGCUUGAUUUGCCCAAGGGCAGCUUGAUUUGCCCCAGAAUAUUCAUAAUUUUGGAAUGGUAUGAAAGAAGGAAGACGGCUGUUGUAAUGCCUUGACUGACACCUUGCGUAUUGCACACUUUGGAGUUACUUGAAGGCAUGUCCAAAGUCUAUUUUGGGGGCCUAAUCUGGCCCACCAGUCGGUUUAAUCUGGUAAAAUCCUAAAAACAACUGCCAACAACUUUGGUUGGCCCUCAUGGCCCUUCACUUCAUCAAAUCUGGCCCUCUUUGAAAAAUGUUUGGACACCACUGUGUCUAAUCCAAUGUCAUUGAAAUUCUUUCAGCUGGAGUUUUGGCCAGCCUAGACAGUGAUUUGAACCAGUUGUAAGACUGCAAUAUUUUUUUUAAAAUAACAAUUAGAGUGACUCGUUUAUUAGUUCUAAUGUUCCUGCUGCGUAGUGAACUUUUGUGCAUGAAAUAUUAAGUAUGUCUGUAAUCCUGUUGCUCAUUAACUGUGUUUAUUUUGCUAGACCUGGCCAUUGUCCACAAAUAAUCUGAAGUCCAAAUAACUAAGGUUGCAAUGUGCACACAGUUAAGCUGCCUAAAUGUCACAGUGUUCAGGAUUGCAGUCUGUUCAGUUUAGUUCUUUUUGGUUUUCUUUUUCCUUUUAAUGUAUUUGUCAGCUGUAUAGCUAAUUUCUUUUUCUUUGUAAUUUUAAAUUCCUUAAUUUCCCACAUGUGUUCUGUCUUUUCACUUCUGCAUUUUUCAUUUAAAAAUAGUUUUUAAUUCAUCUUGAUUUCAUAAGAUUUUACUGUUGUGUUAUGGUGCUUUUUCCACAUCCUUACUCCAACUGGAUUAUUUCAAUCUAAGAGCAGUAACAGCAUUUUUAUGAUUAUAUCUCAGAUAUGCAGUUGAAAGCAGUUUAAAAGAGGAUCACUGAGACAUUAUUCUUCAUUCAUUAGGUCACUCAAGAAAGCUGGUUGGCAGUAGGUUCAGGUUUGGCUCCCUGGUAUACGCCAGAGUUUAGGGCAAGGAAGCAAGCUGGGAGACAACUUAAAUGCAAGUGGGAGAAAGGUCCGGCUGAAUGCAACCGAACACUGGCAAGGGCUCCUCAUCAAACCUUCGUAGUGUCAGUGAAGGCAGCAAAGGUGGCAUACUUCGCUGCCUCCAUUGCACCCUCAUUAUGUCAUCCGGCGGAGGAAGUGGGGUGCGGUGGCUGCGGCCCGCCCCAGGCAUCAUCCCUGGGGGGGUGAGUGACAUCGCAGCUCCGCCCCCCUGGGACGCUCGCCACUCACCCCGCCCCUGGGUGCCCAGCAUGUGUGCCGCCACUCUGGGUGCCAGAGCAGCUAGAUCCGCCUCUGCAGGGAGGGUGGACAGAUGAUUCCUCAAUGUCAUUUCCUGAGUGCUUCUAAAACACAAUUGUUUUUUCUUUCUGCAGAAAUUUCAGUGGAGAGCUGCUGCUCACAGGGAUAUGAAUGGGCAAGUCAAAAGAGAGACUGUAGUUCUCUGCCAUCACAUCCUGAUUCCAAAGAAUGCAGGUAUUCUUCAAAGCAGCUUGCUUGCUUGUUGUUAUAGCUACAGAUAGACUACUCCUCUGGGAUAAAGCACUGGCCUUGAAAGCCCAGUGUCCUAAGUUUUCUCUUCACUGCUACUGUAGGGUCCCAUUUCGACACUGACCUGGGACUUCUUCCCAUGAUAGUAGUCUUUAGUGGAAAAAUAGGGGCCUCCUGCCCAAUCUAUAAACAGCACUCUGAAAAGAACCUUUUUGGGGAAAAUAUUUGUUGUCUUGCUUUUCAGAUUUGUAAUUGUAGAUGUCCUGGCUUGAUUUCUUUUUAAGAAUGGAAAGAAUGUGUUUUGCAAUCCUGUCUGCUAGUACUUGGUGAAUGUUUACAUUUAUAUUGGCAUUGAAUACGGCCUCCUACACAAAGUGGUUGACAGAUAAAACUUAACUUGAUUUGAAGUUGCUUGAAUAACAAUAAAAAUUUAAAAAGAUGAAACAUACACAGGGGUCAGGAAAAGGGGAAAUCCUGUUGAGAAAUCAAAUUGAGGAACGCAGCCAAGCUCCUCUUGGUGCCUCAAGUCACAUGGCCCUGGCACCAUAUGGAUGGCACUGCAGUAUUUUGUCCCCCUGGUGGAUAGUCAUACUUCGUUAAAUAUUAUUAUUACUUGAACUGUGUUUUAUAUUUUUAAGAUUUUUUACUUUUUUAGGUCACUUUGUACAUAGUCAACAUGGUGUAUAACUGUUUUAACUAAGAAUGUGUGAUCUUGGGGCUGCAUGGACCCUCAUUUGCAGGAUCUUUCAGCCUAAAAAUCAUGCAAACCCAGUUGCUGUGCCUUUGGCUCCGUGUCACUCAUGUAUUUUGAUGUAAUGUGGAGGGAGUUCACUCCUCCACUCCACAUACAAGAUUACCACCAGCACACGGGUUUCGCCUGGGCCUAGGUUAUUACAACUGCUACUCCUUUAACGUCACAUAAUGGGCAUGUUUGUUGCCAGAGCCGUAGCUGAGUGAUCUUGCGCCCCUGGCAGAACUGUCCAGAUUGCACCCCCUAGCCAUGGACAAAUUAUCUCUUCUUUCCGCCUCUCCUCCAACCCCCCCAUUCAAUUCACCCUCUAUUUAAAACCAUUUCUUAUGAGGCAAUCAUCAAUAUUUAUGGACAUAUUUUUAAGCCAAUUUUGCCCCCCCCAUUGCCUGUGCCCCUGGCAGGGGCCCACCUCACCACCCCCUAGCCGAGGUGGUAUAUUUGUGACUUGACUGUACCACUUGUACAAAUUGAAGCUGAGGUCCACUAAGAAUGCGUGUUCCUCUGUGCAACCCGCCCCCCACCCCCAUUAAAAUCCCUCUGGGGAUGAAAAAUUGGCACAUCAGAGAGAAACUUGAGCUAGAAUAGGUUUACUGCCUUACACAGAAUUAGGCUGAUAUUGCUUACACGUACUCUGUAAACACCCUGUUCAAAUUGAUUUCCAUAAAUGAGUUUGUUGAAAAGAGCAGCAGGUCCCUCCUUUUGUAUUUAAUGUUGAAAUGCUAAAUACCAACUUAGCAAGUUCCUUAUUUAACCACAAUGUUCUCUGGAAAAUGAUGGAAACGAGAAGGUGAGGGACUCCCCUCUCAACCACUUGAAACUAGAUUGGUGCUAGAGGAAUUUCCCCCCUUAAGUUAUAGCCUGCACUUUGAAUGGUUUUUAUGGAAAUGAAUGAAAGGGAAAUAAGAGCAGUUCCUGAUGCAGUUAGGAAAAUCAUGCUGUUUUUAAGCAUUCACUCUCUGGAGGGGAUAGCAGAAGACAUGAAAGCGUUCUGGAGCUACAGUUCAUUUAAUGAACAGGAAUGCAGACUUUCUCUGCUAAUUGUAAAUCUGAUGAAGAGGUGAAGUAAAAGCCCACAAUUCUGUUUCUUUAAAGAUCUCUUGGUUGGCUUUAUUCAUUGGACAAAGACUUACUUUUUAAAAAAAGUAUGUUGUUUGUAUUGAGAGGGUUGGGAAAGAGAGGUAUGCCCUGUCCAAGAAUUGUACCCAACUAAGCUAUACUCUGAGUAGACCAAUGCACUUAGUUUGUCAAGUCAUUGGUUUCAGUAGGUCUGUACUUGUUGCUUGGUGUUAUGUACCGGUAUGUAUCUAAACCAGGAAGAGCCAAUGUGAAGUUCCUCAGGUGUUGUUGGACUACAGUUCCCAUCAUCCAUAGCUAGCAUAGCCAAUGGUCAUGGAUGAUGGAAGCUGUAGUCCAAGACCAUUUGGAGGGUGUUACACCGGCUAACCUUAAUUAAACUAAAACCAAACUUUAUCGACAAACCAGGUUGUGUAGCUGGUUUGGUGCAGAUGUGUGGUUUCCUGAGCUCUUAACCAAGAUUAAGAAAUCAGGACACGACUCAGGCUCACGUAUCCUUCUGCCCUGCUCUCUUGUGAACCCCCAUUCCCCACUUCUCUUGCCCACACUAAGCUGCCCUAAGUGGAAUACUAACCAUACUUGGCUGAAAGCAGAUGUCAAAUUCUAAUUUAGAACUAUGGUUUUUUCUAACUCAGGGCAGGUGUGACACUAAUCAUCAUCAUCAACAUCUUCAGGGCAGUUUCCCUACCUCUCCAAACUUUGCUUUUAAACUCUCAGUAAAGCCUAACUAAAUAUAGAUUUCACUGGCCCAGUUCACACGUAACACCAAGCCAAACCACAAUUUAGCGACCUCUUCAAGCGGAAAUCAUGAACACUUUGUUCUUCCUCUGCUCUUGCUAUUGUUGUGCUGCUGCAAGCUAAACUAUGGUUUGGGCUUAGUGCGUUGUCUGAACUUGGACUCGUGGUUUGUCUCCUCCAGACAAACCAUAAGCCAUUAGAAAGAAGCCUUGGCUACAGCUUGUGGGCUGUCUGAAGAUGCUGAGAUUUUGGCUUGAGGCAAAUAUUACCAUACAAGCCUUUAUGUGCUUGGCCUCAGACACACCCACCUCCCCUCCCAUUCUAUUUACUUAUUUGUAGCAUAGCUCAGGAACAAUGCUGCCUCAAUCAACUGGAAGAGCUGCGUUGCACAGCAGGAAUAGCGAUUGCCAGCAAGCAUGAAGACUGUGAUUCCAAUGAAGGCAAUACUACCUGUGAAGACAAAGUCAUUAAGGUGAGAUUUCAGAGUUGCCAUUAUUUGAUAUCAACCGUUUGCCUUGAAUUAAGGCUCAGAAUUUAACCUCCUAGGCACAGCAUUGUAUUCAAGCCUCCUGGAGUCUAGAUUUCCACAGUGUUUCUGGAACAUGGCAUUCUGGGAAUCAUAUCAGCUCCUCAGUAAGAAGACUGGUAGGAGGAGGCAGCUUGCCCUUUAUUAUAUUAUACCUAUAUUAUAUUAUAUUAUACCUAUAUUAUAUUAUAUUAUGUUUAAUAUAUUCUUAUUUAUAUUUAUUCCCCUAUAGUGUGUAGCAUCUAGGUUGGGUGUGCCCUAAGGCACCCAGCCAGUACCCCACAUUAGAUGAAUGGUGUGUUCUAAAACAUUGUAAUUCUUAAUUUUUCCUAUAUACUUCUGCCUACAACAUUGUUUAAGUCAACAAGCAAGAGCCCUCUUGUGGCAACUCCUUAACGUACCACUAGCACAAUGUUUGCUUCUUGACGCUGCUGGUGUUUGCUAAUUGGCAAUAUCACCCAUUGUUGAGAUUACAAAGCUUUAUGCUGCUCUUUCUUAUACUGGAACUAAAUAUUAUGGCUGAUGUGUGGCAGCUACCCAAAAUAACCUUCCCUGUGUCUCCUCUUCCCAGAAUUGGUUCUAGGACAUGAAAUAGAUUAAUGCACCAACCUGGGUGAAACUAAGCAGGUCUAAAUCUGGUCAGGAGCCAGAUGGGAGACUACUUUGGUGCCCAUCACAGAACAAAGGCAAGAUUUAAAUGUAAUAAAUGAAAAUAAUUGGGAUCCUCAGCACAUCGAGAGUUUCCCCUGUAGUGAGACGCAGGAGCUGGUGGUGAAGGUGGGGAAAAUCUCGUUGCAUUGACAUCUCAGCAUGAGUUGAGUAUCCAUGGAUGUUGAGGAGGUUACAGGAGUGGUAAAGGGCUGCUGUUAUUUCAGUGCUUCGCCAGAGCCUAACUUACAACUUGUCCACCAGCCACAGCCAUCUUUGGGGGUGGGGAUAGCACAGCUGGAUACAGCCGACAGGCAUACUAGUCAUUUAUAUUAUUUAUCUCUACUGUCCAUCAAAAUGGGAUUUGCCAUUUCUCCCCUAUUGUAUUUAUAUGAAGAUUUAUUUUUUUUAAGUCAUAGUUAAGAUCUAUUCUUGUAUAUGUAUUAUGUGGGCAUCAAAGAAGCAAAAAUAAUGUAUGGAGUAUGAGAGCAAAAAUAUUCUGGAGGGAACCACUGGACUGAGAGCAACAUAUAGGCCUUUGGUAAUGUAUGAAAUACGCCACAGGUUGACCUUUGGUUGUUUGUGAAAUAUAUGUUGGGAAAUGUAAUAAAAAUUAUUCUUAUUAUAUUACAUUACAUAACAGCUCCUUUCAAUUUCCCCAGAAACCCCCCAAAAUACAUUAUGAGAACUUUUAUCCGUAUAGAAAUAUUUUUAAAAUAAAUACAUGAUGUGAUGAACACCAGGGGAGGGAAGGAGGACUGAGGGAAAGCGGAGAGGACAUGGUUUAGAGUUGCAUCCAACCUGAGGGGCCACUGUACUGCAAAAAGGAACCUGAAUGUGGCUGCUAAUACAAUACUAUAAAGCUCAUUGAUAAUGUCUGUAUUGCAUUUUGGCAGAAAUGUUGUUAUUGCUGCUUUAUGGGGAAGGUGGCCCAAAAGCAAGGGAACAGCUGUGAGCAGAGCCUCCUGAUGGGAUACCAGUGUGGUUUGGUCUUCCGAGCUUGCUGUGUUGAGGGGCAAGAAAACUCUGACACGUUAAUUGUUGAUGAUCCUAACAAAGAACUAGGUAAGUUACACACACCCCCCAGCACAACUUUAUUUUUGAAAUAUGUAGAGGGGAAUUGUUUCAGAUUCAGUUCAGUUCAGAACUAAUGAGAUUUAAUGAGAUUGUGCUAGGAAUUCACCCUGUGCAGAAAUGGUUGAUGUCUCAGAGCUGGGGUUUUGAAGUUGUCUACCUUCAGGGAACACCUUCCAAAUCAGCUUGUCUUGCUUGGGCAUUUCCACAUAUCCUCUGUGCAUUGCAAGGAUUUUAGGGGCAGAUCCUGGCCUAGUUUAUACACACCUGAGUUAUAUACUUAGCUCACCUGAAGGAGUGGCCAGUUAUGAGGCUUCAUCAUUGCCUCACUUUCUGCUGAUGCACACACCAAAGAGAAGACGGUGUGGGGGCUCCAGCAUCACCCCUGAACUGCCACUUCUGUGGUUGCUCUAUGAAAUAUCUGUGUGUUCCUAAACAACACCUUCAAAAGUUGCUUGAUCAGGUUGCUGCUAUUGGUGUGGUUCACAACUGCACAAGCCAUCGGUCAGUGUUUUGUUUCUCUCUCUGCCAAUAGCUGGAGUUUCAAUGUGCUACAGCAAUACUGAAAGAAGUAAAAAAAGCUCCCUUUUUAUCUAAAUCUUUAACAACUCCAUGUUCUAGGUAAUCCUUAACCAUUAUGAGGCUUGCAUUACCAUGUGGCGUCCCAAUCUCCUGCCCUUAAAUCUCAUGGAAUGCCAGAGAAACAAAAAGAACAUGAAGUGCUAGUGGUCAAAGUGACCUCACAAAAUGUUGUUUUUGUUACUGUUUUGUUACUCUCCUUGCCUGGCCUACAGACACUUAAUUCAGAACCGUUCUGUCCAUUUGUGAGAAAGGAGCAUACAGAGUGGAAAAAACAAAACAAAACAAAUCUAUUUUUUAAACAUUAUAACUCAAAUAACUCUGUUGAUGUUCAACAAUACUUACUGGGUCUGCUUUUGGAGUCAUUUUAACUUCAGUUGCAUCUGCAAAUAUUUAGAAGCAACCUGUGUGGCUGAGGUUCAUGGCAAUUCUCAGUCAAGGACCUGCUAGAUGACCCCUUGUCCUUGUUUAAUUCUCAGUCAAAGACCUUUAGACAAUGCCUUUCCUGAGACAGCAUGGAAUGAGUUAGCCUCAGCAACUAAAAAUCUAGGCCAGACAGCAGUUGAGGAACUAACAACCACAUUUACAAAACUCUGGAUGGAAUAGGACUACAGAUAACAUUCUCACUCUGAGGCAGAUUUGGCCUAAAUCCAACUAUCUUGGGAGGUACCCUUAAAAAAGCAUCUCUACGAGAAAAUGUCUGGCAGGAGUCACUGUGUGGUAAUUGACCUGUUACAAAUGGUCAUAUAAACCUCAGAUUUAAAACAGAGUCAUAAACAAGACUUCGUACAUCAAGAUCCAUUCUAAAUAACAGGACAAAGGGCCAUUUUAUUUUAGCAGGCUUGACCUUUCUGUCUCACUCUCCUAAUGUUUGGCUUUUUUCUCCCUCAAGACGCAGCAUCACCAGUGGAAGUUGAUAAUGAGGAUCAUUACCUUAAUGACCGCUGCAGAGGUAAUUUACUAAUUUGUGGGGCAGGGCUGAGAGAGAGAAGCUGUUUGUCAGACCAGUCUGUGAGUUUGUGACUGAAUCUGUUCAGGGGCCUCCUGGCUCACUGAGAAACCACUACAAUAAUAGAAUCGUAGAGUUGAAGGGACCACUGGGGUCAUCUAGUCUAAGCCCUGCAAUGCAUGGGGCCCGAACCCAUGCCCCUGAGAUUAGGAGUGUCUUGCUUUAUUGACUGAGCCAUCCCAGCUCUGCUGCAUUUGUCCAUAUUGCACAGUUUGCUCCUAAUACUAAUGUCACUCUUAAGCCUUUAGUCAGGCACCCUGUAAAAUUAAUAUUGUCUACCAUUUUUUGGUUUCGUGGGCUGUGUAGAAGGCACAUUACAAGUCCUCCACAGCAGCUUAGCUCUGUUUUGUUGGCAAUGCAUGCAGACUGCUAGCUAUAGUCAGCGUUGCCAUUUCAUGUGCACUGCGUUGCAGGGGGUUGGACUAGAUGACCCUUGGUGUCCCAGCUCUACAAUUCUAUGAAUUCAUGAAUGGUGGCAACCAUCCCAUUCACAGAUCCCUCUUUCCAUUUUGGGCUUACCUUGACUGAACAAUGCAAAUUUAGGAUACACAUAAUAGUGGAAACAAAAGAGUAUUCUGUUCUGGUUUUGAACCACUAAUUUGUAGUUAAUUGUUUGUUUUCUCCAAAAGAAAUUAAGGAAGAUACAAUGCUGUUAAAGGGCAAAUGCUUGAUGCUGGUCUUUGGGUUUCUUAAUGAUGAACUUUAAAAGAACUAGCUAUCUUCUGCUGUUGUCCUUCGCAGGAGGCGGCCCUUGCACCCAGCAAUGCAGGGACUCUGGCUCAAGUGUUCUCUGCUCUUGCUUUAUGGGCUACCAGCUUCAGCCUGAUGGCUUCACUUGCGAAGGUAAAGGAAGGUUGCCGUUUGCUUUUCUUUUGUAGUUUUGUCCUUUAUUUAGAGAAAUAACUCUGGCUAUGUGUGUCCUGCUGUUCAAGUACUCAAAGUAAGCUUGUGGAGUAAAUCAAGAGAUGAACAGAACAUAAGAGUGAGUUUGUGCACACAUCAUAUCCCUGUGUUUAGGGCAGCACUAAAGCCUUGUUCUUGGUGAAGCAGAAAGCCUGUAUAUCUCAGCGAUACCACUUCAGUAUGCAGGUGUGCACUUGCUCCACUGAGUGCUCCUUCAUAAAAGAGCAAUCGUGCACACUCUUGCACAUAGAAAACUUGCUGGGAAAGUGAUGCUGCAACACUUCUUCCUGCCAUUUAGUUUUCUAUAUGCAGCAGUGUGUGUGUGUGUGUGUGUGUGUGUGUGUCAUGAAAAAUACUCUCCUACUGCCUGGGGUAGUUCAUUCCAGCUACAGGUUAUUAGAUCAGUAAGAGUAUGGCCCACGAGGGGCUUCAGAUGUUGCAGGGAAGAACAGACAGUGCAGGUGCCUUAUGGUUCCUCUCUCUCCCUAAAGCCAUUAGGUUUGAAGUCAUGGCUUUAGAGAGAGAGUUUGGAGCUGCACAGGGACAUCCUGUUACUUCAAGGCGGAUUCUUUCCAUACUGCAUUUCUUGCAGCCCACCUUCCUUCAAGGAACUUGGUUUUUUGAAAAUAGGGAACCAGUGACUGGUCCAAGGUAGCUCAGUAAUAGUCGUAGCUGAGUAAGGAUUUGAACCCAGGUCUCCUAAAUUUCCACCUAUUACACUAAGAAGUGGAGAAUACUGCCCAGGAUAGAAAUGACGUGCACACACACAACACACACAGUGAAGAAUCAGCUACUGGCCACUUUUCUUCAUCCCUUAUUUGUCUCACCUUAUAUCUCUGUGUAGAAGCUAAUUUCCCCUGAUCCUUUCGGUGUUGUGUAGCUUUCUCUGGCUGCUGCAGGAGCUUUCAGAAUUUCUCAUGGCUUGCCUGCUCUCACGUGGCAAAUGUAACAUGUGACCAAGAUAGGCAGACCCAAAUCCCUGAAAGCUAACUUGGCAUAGGAUUAGGCUGAAUAGGAGGCUAAUAUAUGCACUGGGGGUGCAGGGUGUCAGGGCUGCAGCAAACAUGAAUUGAAAUGGAUCAGAAAAAUCUUUGGCACUAGGGACAGAAAGAAUAUUACAUCAUCAUCAUCCCAUCUUUUCCCUAGAACGGGACUCAAGGCAUCUUACAAAAAUUGAAUCAACAUGGAUAAAACACCAAAAACUAAAAACAUAUAUAAGAUAAUUGUUUAAAAGCUAAUUAAACUAUUAUUACAUACUGAGUGUAACUGAGUUCCGUUAUAUGCACUGGGUCUUUUGCAGUUGACUAAUGAGAUGCAGAUUUUUCAACUGAAUAGGAGGAAAUAGGCAACUUGCACAUUUAUGAAAGGAUAAGAGGAAUAAAAGAAUAAACUUUUAGUUAAGAUUGAGUUCAGACAAACUGUGGCUCAGUUAUUUGUUGGUUAGCUUUCUUAGCUCUGGGAAAGCAGAAAUCAUUAUGUUGCACAUUUUCUUGCUCCGACCGCCGCCACCAGCGCCACCAGCCAGGGCUGCGCAGCGCAUGCAGGCAUUAGGGAAUCCACAGGAUGGGAUGUUGUGGCAUGAGGUGUAUUUUGCUGAGGAUUAGUAGCAGUGUGUGGAAUUUGAUUCUUUUCCUCUGAAGAAACUGCCAUGAGAUUGGCAGGAGGUCAGCAGAGCUGGGGAAACUGGAGGGACAUAAAGUGUAUCUAACCAAAAAGGAGAAGAAUGACUCUCUUCGUCAAGUUUAGUUUUGCUUUCCUUCUCCCUUUCUUUUAUGAAUAUUACAUGAGAAAUAAGUUUUUGUUACUUUGAGAGUCUAAUCAUACACACUGCUUACUUCCUGAACACCAGCGAGCAUUCUCUGACUUUGACUUCCUGAUGGUCGUAUGGUAUGGCAAAGUUGCCGUUUCACAUAUUUCCCCCUUGAUUAUUUCUAGAUAUGAAUGAAUGCCUUACCAACCCUUGUGCCAUUGGACAAAUUUGUAUCAAUACAGCAGGAUCUUUCCGCUGUCAGCGGGAGACCAGCUGUGGGACUGGUUAUGAACUGACAGAGAACAACCUUUGCAAAGGUAUGUUUCAGACUUCUCACAAGAGAGAUAGAUGGUUGCUGUAGUUCUUACUAAUGUAUCCUGUUCUCUUGAAAUUUGCUGUGUUAGGUCCAGUUCACACAUAAUGCAGGAAGCUUGUUUGCCACAUGUACACUAGUGUUUGCUGUAGUGUAUGCUACAAAGCGGGACACCUUUUCUCAUGCUGGGUUCUGAAAUUAGAAGCCCACCCAGCUGAGGUGAAAAUGAAUUUGGGGAGUAUUUUCAGAGUAGCGUAGGCAGGAUAAAGCCUCCCACCGUUAGUCCUUAUGAGUGUAGCCCUUUGCCAGCUUGAUUCCUGUUAUAGUGACUAAUGUGGCUUUGGCACCACAUGUUUGCUGCUAUAACACCUAGUUCUACCUUAAUCCUGCAGUGUGGUUAUACCUUUAGAAUAAUAAUUAAAAAACCCACAUUUGGUCUGAUUUGCUUAAAUGUUGCUUGUGUCUGAAGCAUGACAAGAUGGCUCUGCAAGACAUUACGCUAACAGAUUCUUUCUUUUGUGAUGUACCAGAUAUUGACGAGUGUGAGACUGAUACUCAUAACUGCCUCCCCGAUUUUAUCUGUCAGAAUACUCCAGGAUCCUUCCGUUGCCGACCCAAGCAACAGUGCAGGAGCGGCUUUAUACAAGAUGCACUGGGCAACUGUAUUGGUAAGGCAUGUUGCGCCUGAAAGCCAGUACCAUUGAACUGGGUGUCAUUCCUGAGAGGCUAGCUGCUGUUACAGCUGCCCCACUAUUGCCACUGGGAAAUUUCCUCCGUUUAUGCUGUCCCUGCCUAUGCUUUGUCUUUUCAAGGGAGCAUGCUCAGUUAAGAUUUUAAGGUUGGUGUUCUGCUCUUAAAAGUUUCCCUUUUAAUUUAAUGUUUGUACUGUUGUAGAUAUCAAUGAAUGCUUGAGUGCAAACGCACCUUGUCCUGCUGGACAGACUUGCAUCAACACGGAUGGGUCUUACGCUUGCCAGAGGAAUGUGCCAAACUGUGGGCGAGGCUACCAUCUAAACGAAGAAGGCACAAGAUGUGUAGGUUGGUACAAAGGGUCCAUUUAAUCCUUCCUCCUGGAGAGAUGCCCCAGUCUUUUUAAUGUCAUUUUCACUUCUGCUAUUUUCCAAGAGGUUUUUUUGCUAAAAAAUCUUGAGUGCUAUAUAACAUUCCUAAAUAAAUAUUUAGGACCCCAAAGGCAGUUUUUUAAAACUCUAAGGAGCUGUGUAAUGCUUACCCGAGUGAUUGCCCCACAGGGCAGAGCUCAAAGAAGCUUCGGAACCAUGGGAGCAAAAGUGCUGUGAAAUACAGGACCACCCAGACAGAGCAGGGCUCCACGGCAUGUGCUGUCUCUCUCAGCCCAAGUGUUAUUAGUGGCCGUGCACCAAUCCCCAGCCCUGCCUACAAUUAUUAGUCUGGAAGCGCUGCCUAAGCUUUGGUUCUGUUUUCUUGGAGAGUUUCCAGCCCAAGGAUUGCAUAGUCCCCCUUGAUCCUCAGGUUUCUCUGAGCAGACUCAGUGGACCCAUGGAUCAGGUAUUAGACAGAUCUUUGGAGUCUUGAAAAUCUGGAAUCUUAAGAAUAAGCUUUUUCAUUGCAGUUUGCAUGGCCUUGUCUGCCUGUAGUGCCCAGGACUUGGACAAAACGCAGAGAAAGGCUUUGAUUUUUUUUACAGGUUUGCUUGACUGUUCAACAAAAGCUUCUUGGGCGUACUCACUUCAACAUAAAUGGAAAUUUUGCUGGAGUCUGCUGCAUUAUAGAAUGUUUCCUUGGGUGUGUAAUCAACAUUAAUAUUUGCAAAGGAAUCAACACAGUAAAGCAAUAAAAUGCCAAGUUACGAUAGCUCACAACAGGUCAAGAACAGUCCCAAAAUCUAAAAGUUAUUUCUAGCAGCCGCUUAACAUUCCAAAGACCAAAAGACCUCCAAGUGUUUUUGCAGAUCACUUUAAGAAGGAUAGAGAACUGGCCAAGGCAGCAUUUGUCAGCAAAGAUUCCCCUAGGUGGCAUGGCAGCAUCAGGAAUGCCCUAGACCACAUAAACACCCACUGUGCUCCAAGGACACUCUUGACAUGACUGGUCUAUGUACAGUUGUGAGAUGAGUUGGGAAACCCAUGCACUCCAUGCGCAAACCUGUGUGUAGGUUCUCUGAAUCAGAGCCCUUUGGUUUUUUCUUACUUUGUCAUGUUAUGCUUUCACCUCAAAUUGUUUUUCUAACCCUUCUGUAUUACAAGAUGUGGACGAGUGUUUGCCACCGAAUCAGCCUUGUGGAGAGGGCCACACCUGUGCCAAUUCCCCUGGAAGCUACCGCUGUGAAUGCCGAGCUGGCUACUAUUUUGAGGGAAUCAGUAGAACCUGCGCUGGUAAGUGACAGGACAUGCGUUGGCUCAUGCCCUUCCUUUAGUUCAGCCAUCUAACCCUUAAAAAAAAAAGAUAAAUCAAUAGUAUUUUGCUUUAUUUGGGUAUUCCUAUGCCACACUUCACCACAAAGUCACAGGAAGGCAUACACCACAUUAGAACACACCACUACAUGUUUCUAAAAACAGUUGAAAUAGCAUUACAAAGUAAACAGCAGCAUAAACAAAAAUAACAGAAAUAACAUAGAACAACAAUGGAGACAACGCCAUCACCAUCAACAACGACAAUACAUUUUAUUAUUUAUACCCCACCCAUCUGGCUGGGUUUCCUCAGCCACUCUGGGCAGCUUACAGCACAUAUAAAACAUAGUAAAACAUCAAACAUUAAAAACCUCCCGAUGCAGGGCUGCCUUCAGAUGUCUUCUAAUAGUUGUGUACCUCUUUAUGUCCUUGACAUUUGAUGGGAGGGCAUUCCACAGGGAGGACGCCAUACUGCCGAGAAGGCCCUCUGCCUGGUUCCUUGUAACUUCACUUCUUGCAGUGAGGGAACCAGCAGAAGACUCUUGGAGCUAGAUCUCUGUGUUCAAUGGGGGUGGAGACACUCCUUCAGGUAUACUGGGCUGAGGCCGUUUAGGGCUUCAAAGGUCAGCACCAAUGCUUUGAAAUGUGCUCGGAAACAUACUGGGAGCCAGUGAAGAUCCUGGCUCUGAUAUUAGGAUACAACUUUUCAGCAGUUACCACACUGACUUGCUACAAUAUGAAUUGGGUCUAAGAUAGAAUAAUGUGCUCAAGCCAAAGUUAUAGUGAAGUGUGAAUCAUUCAGAAAUUGACUAAAAUGUUUUUGUGAACUCUCUGAUUUAUAUGCUUUUCUUGAAAUCUUCUGAAUGACAUGUUUAUUUCCGUAGAUAUUAAUGAAUGCCGACGAUACCCCGGUCACCUAUGUGCUCACAAAUGUGAAAACACUGCUGGCUCUUAUUACUGCAGCUGCACGAUGGGCUUCAAACUUUCAACUGACGGGCGGUCAUGUGAAGGUAACAUUGACAGUGCAAUCGUAUCCUUGCCUACCCCAAAGCACAUUCCACUGGGUUCAGUAGAGCUUACUCCUGGGCACGUGUUCAGCAGGGUUUCCCAAAUGUCUGAGUUUAUUGGUCUCUUCAUGAGGUUAUCAGCAACCCCAAUCCAAAUUCUUAGGAAUGUAGAUAAAGUUAAGUCAAGAAAUAUUGAUAUAUAAUCAACAUUUAUUAUUAGUCAGUCACCAUUACUAGGAAUCAUAAAAUACAAAAUGUAAGGAAUACUGUUGGAUUGUGGAAUAACCUUAUUAAAUACAGAAGUUCCUCACUGUUAAAGGAUGCGCACUCUGUACAUGCCCACACCCUUUAUUUCUGAGGCUCAUAGUUUCUAAUUCAUUUUAUCACACUGUAUUUUGUAAGCUACUUUUCCCACCCUUUCCUCCCUUUUGACCCCUAACUCUUUAUUCACCCCCCUGCACAGCCUCAUUGACCUCAGGGGAUUAAUACUGACCACCUUGGGAAAUUCUGGUGUGGUGUAUAGAAUUGCAGCCCUAUAGUGUGAGUGUGAAGGAAUGGUUAGCCUAUCAGGCCAGGACUGGAGAGACCUGGAUUCAAGCAAUGAAUCUCGCUUAGCCAUGAAGCUCACUGGAUGACCUUGGGCCAAUCACUGAGGAUAAAAAUGGAUGAGCCAUUUUGUGGUGUCUUGAACUCCUUGGAUGAAAGCCAGGAUAUGAAAGGAAUGGAAUUAAAUUAAUUCAGCUGCUCAACCAUUCAUACGGUUGCUGACAAAUAAGGUAAAAAAUAUUGCUUUGCAUUAAUGCGUUUUUGUUGGUUUCAGACUUGAAUGAAUGUGAAAGUAAUCCCUGCAGCCAGGAGUGUGCUAAUGUAUAUGGUUCUUAUCAGUGCUACUGUCGUCGGGGCUACCAGCUGAGUGACAUAGAUGGCAUCACCUGUGAAGGUGGGUAGCAAUCAUUAUGCACACGGCUCAUAUUAACAUAUGGAAGCUGCACUGUUCUAAUGAAGACCAUUGGUCCAUCUAUCCCAGAGUGACUGGCAGCAGCUCCCUGAGGGUUCAGGCAGGGGAGUCUUCUGUGGAGGCCUCACUCCCUCACGUGGGCACCUGAAGGUUUUUAAGAACAUAGGAAGAGUCAUGCUGGAUCAGGCCAUAGGCCCAUCUAGUCCAACAUCCUGCUGUCAUAGUGACCAGCCAGAUGCCAUGGGAAGCCUGCCAGCAGGACUACGAGACUAGAUCAUCCCUCUCCCGAAUUUGGGAUACUUAGCAGCUGGUAUUGAAUGCAUACUGCCUCUGACACGGGAGAGAGAACCUAUCUGCCAGGGCCAGUAGUCAUGGAUUUGUCUGAUUCUCUUUUAAAGCCAUCCAGUAAUGGGAGUGAAUUCCAGUUUUUGCUAUUCUUCCAGAAGCGUUCUCCUAGAAACUGCUGAAGCUUGCUGAAUUGAUUACCUUGGAAUUUUGAGGGGAGCGGGGAUCAGGAUUGUUUCCAUGGAAGUCUAAGAUCCAAUUUACCCAUCGUUUAGCUAGGUAAAAUGUAAUGUGUACUCAAGCGUUAUAUCAUCCAUUCUGUAGAGGCGUAAAAGUUGAGCAACAAGGCAGUAAACAGUCCCUCUUGUACUUGCUAAUUGGUGAAUAUGCUUUUCAGAUAUUGAUGAAUGUGCCUUGCCCACUGGAGGACAUAUCUGUGCCUAUCGAUGCAUUAAUGUUCCGGGGAGUUUUCAGUGUACUUGCCCCUCCUCCGGUUACAAAGUGGCCCCCAAUGCACGAAACUGUCAAGGUAUGUUUAAAGCAUAAUGAUGUGCAAGUGUGACAUUCAUAAGAAAGAAGAGCCCCGCUUGUGGUCUAGAGAAAGCAGAAUUCUUUUGUCAUGUUCUGUUACAAAGAAAGUACUUCUGAUCGAAUGCAUUUGACAACACAUUUGACAAGUCAUUCCCAAAGUUCGUUCUCUAAAUGCUUCUUCACCGGCCUCCUGAAUUCAGAAACUUCAUGUCUUCUUCUUAAGGGUAUCUCAAAACUGGCAGGGUUUUUUUGUGUAUGACUAAUGCACAAUGUUGUUAUAACGAUCUCAGCUUGAGAUCUGUCCCUCUUUGGAGGGAGCGGGUGACAGAUGUUAAAUAGCACAACAAAUCUAAGAUGUUUGUAUUAUCCCUGUUGUGUAGGGUUUCCAUAUCCAGACAGAAAAGUUGUUGAGGGGGGAAAAUGCUGUUUUUGAGCUAUUUUUAAGGAAAAGCGGCACCGUUGACAAUAGGCUGCCAUACGUUCAGAUUUCCCCCAACAUUUCCCCGAUUUCCUCCUGGACACUGCUACUGGCUGCAGUAUUCCACAUAUCUCUGGGGAAAUCUGUAUGACGUAGGGCAACCCUACUGUUGUGGAUGAUCACUGCGGAAUAAUCUCAGACUGCUGACCACCCUGCUUGUAUUUCUUUUUCUUUCCCCCUCCACACUCACCUAUAUUUAAACCGGCAACUAAAGAGAGCUUUUCAUGCAUCUAGUCUAUGGAGGUUUAUGCCCCAUCUCUCCGAUAGGCUAGCUUUCUAGGCGGAGGGUUGUCCAAUCUUGUGUGAAGUAGUCCAGCUGAGGCACAGAGCAAACUUCAUCACUGCCAAAUCUAUACCCCCACAAUAAGCAUCCUCUGUCCUCCUCUCCUGCUUUUACAGAUAUUGAUGAGUGUGUUACAGAAACACAUAGUUGCUCAUACAAUGAGACCUGCUUUAAUAUUCAGGGUGGUUUUCGCUGCCUUUCCCUGGAAUGCCCAGAAAAUUAUCGCAAAUCUGGAGAUACGUAAGUACAUUUCUUUCUUUCAUUAGGCAGCCUGUACUAGUCCCCAUCAUCAUCAUCAAAGUGAGGAAAGAAAGAAAAGAAAAAAGGAGAAAAAAUGCAAAUGCAAAUAAAAAUACAAUAAGAAAAAAGAUAUAAUGUAAUACACUGAAUAUAAACAAUUACACUUCCAUACAUAAUUAUAUAGAUACAUAAGUAAUGUUAUUGUCCUUACAUAUAUAUGAUUAUUAAUCAUCUGCUAUAUUCUGCAUAGACUCAUUCCAAAUAUUCAUCCAAACAAAGUCUGCAUCUAUAAGCAAUCUGUUCAUAUGAUAUGAGUGUUGUCUUGUUUUCAGUCCUUUGGAUAAGGGGAUCAUAUCGCUAUUCUUCCAGGCACUUCUACAUGGCAGUUUAUCUGCUCAUACCUGGCUAAUUUUGCACAACACUCACACGGCACAGUCCACAUCAAAAUGAUAUACCAUAUUAUUGGCCAUAGUUAGGGCAUGUAGAAUCCAUUUUCAUUGUCUGAUUGUUACAAUACAAUAAGCAUAUAAUUCAGAAAAAUACACAAGGAGGCUGAAUUCUAUAUGUAUACUGCUUUAAGAAAUAAAUUACAUGUAUCAGAUGCAGCCAAACAGCAAUAUCUGCAGCUACAAUGUCUUGUAAUAGCCUUGUUUAGACCGGUGGCUUUCUCAGCUUCUGAGACACCAGAGAUAUUUGAACAACUGAACAAACUUUUUGAAACUAAAAAACAGUGAUCACUGGAACAGAAAUUUGUUACUAACAAAUAAGUUUGAUAUGAAGAUUUUAAGAAAUGAUUAGAAUAAAGAAUUGGGUUUUCCAAUAUUACCUAGACAAUGUGAAAGUGUUUUAGCUUCUGUAGCAAAGGUAUUGAUGGAUCUUAAAUUACGACUUAUACAACAGUGCUAGUACCAAACCUGACCAACUAAGCCACACAAUGAGCAGCCUCCCUUUAUGUUCCCAUUGAUGAAUGACACUCUGUCGUGGUAGUGAAUUCUGUAGCUUAACAACAUGCUUCUUAAACUGAGAUAAAAUUGCAAUCCUGGGUCAUAGACUGGCAUGAGAAACAAUGGAUAUGAAGAUGACAUAUGUAGUCCAUCUGUUAUGCCCACCGAAGUAAGCUUUUGCCAGUAUAAUAUACUUGUCUGAUUGUAGCUGCCUGCUUCUAAACAUUUAAUUCAAAAGCUGUUUGCUAAGAAAAGGUUAACAAUGAUGGGUAUUGAGAGUAAGCAAGGCAUGGGAGUGAUACACAAACCCUUCAUUUCUUGCCCGCUAGGAAAACCCUGGGACUGGAUAUGUAUAGAAUGCACUCGGGUUUAUUCAAUGAGCUUUGCCAGUUGUGUGGUGCAGUUCACUGAGUGAAGGCGUGCAGCCCCCUGGCUGCAUGGAAGAGACAACAAGUUGAGGUGGAAUGCCCAAUGUCAAGCAAACAACUAGAAAGUUACUGAACAGCACAAAGCCCUGAACCACUGGAUCCAAAGUCCCCAUGGAUCCCCUGAGGGGCCUGAUCCAUGUGCCUGAUCCAUGUGCCUUUCACCUAAGCCAACCUGGAGCCCCCGGCCCCCACCUCCAAAAUAUUUGGGGGACCCAAAGGGCUCUGCUCCCAAGAGCUGGCACCCCUGCUCCAGUAACUUACUCACACACCUCAGUCUGAUUGGCCAAGUCAUGCCAUGGUUGAGGGGAAGAAGGCAUUCAUUUUGAGAUAAGAAAGACACUGAGAGCAGCAGCAGCAGUCAGGGAUGCUGAGAGGCCAAUUACGAAAUGCUGUAGGAAUGCCUGACCAAAGGAGGGCAGCCCUUGAUGUGUGCGUGUGACUGGAGCAGGGGGCAGCAGCACUAAUACUUUUGCUUCCUUCUGCACCACCUAAAAUGUCAGGAGAAGCAUGUGGGGGUUUGGGUGUGUGUGUGUGUGGAAAAUUUGUGGAACUUGCCUGCCAUUUCUGAUUACUAUGGUUGUAGGGAGACAAAUGAGGUAAGUUUAUCUAAAGAUGACUUUGGCACAGUGGUCUAAACCACUGAGCCUCUUGGGCUUCCCGAUCAGAAGGUCAGCAGUUUGAAUCCCCGCUACGGGGUGGGUGAGCUCCCAUUGCUCUGUCCCAGCUCCUGCCAACCUAGCAGUUUGAAAGCAUGUCAAAGUGCAAGUAGAUAAAUAGGUACCACUCCGGCGGGAAGGUAAACGGCGUUUCUGUGCACUCUGGUUUCUGUCACGGUGUUUUGUUGCACCAGAAGCAGUUUAGUCAUGCAAGCCACACAACCUGGAAAGCUGUCUGUGGACAAACGCCGGCUCCCUCGGCCUGAAAGUGAGAUGAGCACUGCAACCCCAGUCGCCUUUGACUGGACUUAACCAUCCAGGGGUCUUUUAUCUUUACCUUACCUUUUAUAGUAUUUUCUGUUCCUCAUAAGACUUCAAGGUACUUAAUACACCAGGCUCUCACUGGUCUGCCAUUAAAACACUGACUCAGCUCACAAACAAUAAACUUCAACAGUGCUAAAUUUGUGCUCUCUCUAAAGAACAAGGAAUUUUGCAUUUUUGGUUAAUUUUUGUUCUUUAUAAAUGACCCAAUAUUUAACAUUUUAAAAAAGAACAUUAAUGCUCUGUGGCUUGGAAUCAAGCCAAGUAUAAUCAUUGAUUGAGGGGGGGGGGGAGGGAGUGUUGUUAUUUUUUUUUUUAACCAACCCCAAAUGGUAAGCUAAAUGAUCAGAAAUGAAACCCAAGAGUAUUUUUUUUUGCACUAACAUUUAUUUUUCAAGUUUCUGUAAUUAACACUACAACACAAGGCUGAUGAGGUUGCAAAGACCUCUUUAGAACUAUUCAUAGCUGUCAACGUUUCCCUUUUUUAAAGGAAAAUUCCCUUAUUCUGAAUAGGAUUCCUCGCAAAAAAAGGGAAAAGUUGACAGCUAUGGAACUGGUACCUCAGGUUACAUACGCUUCAUGUUACAUACGCUUCAGGUUACGGACUUCGCUAACCCAGAAAUAGUAACUUGGGUUAAGAACUUUGCUUCAGGAUGAGAAUAGAAAUCGUGCUCUGGCGGCGUGGCAGCAGCAGGAGGCCCCAUUAGCUAAAGUGGUGCUUCAGGUUAAGAACAGAUUCAGGUUAAGAACGUACCUCCGGAACGAAUUGAGUACUUAACCCGAGGUACCACUGUAGUGUGAUGCAUGAAAUCCUAUCCUGCCUUUUUAGCUCAGCAUUUGUUUCCCCCUCUUGGAAAAGAUCUACAGUGACACCUACAGACAACCCAUGGAAUAGCAGCAUGCUAGGCUAGGAGAAUGUUGUGGGUUUGGACUCCGCUCAGGAGCUUCAGUGUGCUGGGCCCCAGUAUUGAGGUCACAUGUCCCCACGGCACACUUCACCUCUGCCCAUGCAAGCCAGAGGCCAGGUUGGUCUUUCAGAGCUAGCUGCUUAUAGUCAUUAUGGUGCACGACCUAGGCCUGAACUUUGGUCUUUGAAACCAGCAGUAUUUGCCAGAUCUCUUUGUGGCUACAGGAUGGAACCAUUAGCGCACAUUUAAGUAAACCCACAAUGAAGUGUGUGGUGAAUAUAUGGGGUACCAAACAAUAAGAUAAGGAGAUUGAUGAUUUCUAAACAAUUCUAAUUCGCCACAGGCAAAUCUGCUUCCAACAAUAUAUUUCAGAAUCAGCAGAAUUUCAUUCUACAUUUCCCACUAUUUUUGCUUUCCAGCAUUAUUCUAAAUCACAGGAAAAGGACAGCAUGGGGCGUAUUCAGAAAUAUGGUAUGGGGAUUCCCAGAAGCAUCUGCAUUGCAUGGUCCCAUCACCAAAGUCUGGCUACAUGGGCAAAGGAAGAGAGGAGAUUUGUUUAAAAGCAGAAUCAUUUGAGCUAUUUCACAGUUGCAAUGAGGAUUACUACCCAUUUCUCUGGGAGUUAAUCACUAUAUACGGUGGGGGGUGGGGGGUGGGGAGAGGUGGACAGAAGCUGCCCCAUAAGCUAUACAUUUUAUAGUUGUGUUUUUAAAAAUUGUAUCAUGUUCUCGCAAUGCUGUCAAGGCAGUUUUAUUUCCCCAAAAAUAUUGCCCAAUCUUAGGCCUCCAUAAGCAGUCCACCAUUUGACCUGGAAGAAAGCCCUCUCUUUCAUUCUGUGGCCUGAUUCUCAUUGGAGUGGCAAACAGGAUUUGUGGCCAUACAACUUCAGAAUGCACGACUGAAUGUUCCAGUAUGCAGAAAAAAAGAGAAAUUCCUUCACAUACAAAUCUAGCAUGUGAGGGGGGAUGAUAGAUAGCCUAUAACACUAAGCUUUGGUGUCUAGCUUUAUACGCAGAUUGAUUUGUUAUUCUUUUAUUGGGAAGCUGAGAUUCAAGUAUGUCUGACAUGCUACAGCCCAGACCGAGAUUGAUUCCCGCAAGUAGAAUUAAGUGCGUAGGGCUAGUCAGCAGCUGCUCUGUGGUGAGGAAAAGACAUCAAACAGUCUUCCAGAUAAUUCACUAUGUAAUAUAAUAUUUGUAUCUGUUUCCUGAAAGUGAGAGUGUGGCUGCAGAUGUGGGGAGACCUGCACCUAUUUUAUUUAUAUAGAGAGAGAUCCGUGCUUCAUCCUUGGGGGGCAUGGGCAUAGCCGGGGGGGGGGGCAGGAAGGGGCAGCUGCCCCCCCAAAUCAGUAAGAAUCAAUAUAGCUAACUGAAGUUCUGCCCCCCUAACAAAAGGUCUGCUCCCCCCAACAAAAGGCCUGCCCCCCCUAACAAAAAUCCUGGCUACGCCCAUGCUUGGGGGGUUUCCCGGAUUGAAGGCUCUUUUGCUUUUCUCCAAAUACCUGAUAAGACAUACUCUCAAUUUACCUGUGGAAUGAAGGAAAGGGGGCUGCAGUCAAGGAAAAUGGAACACCCCGCUUCAGAACACAUUGAGAGGGAAGGGGUUCAGCAUAGCCCAAUGAGGGAUUUCAUAGUUGGCCUGGAGCCAGUGGAAUUUGGCUCGCUCUGCCCUGCUUAUUAGGCCAUGCCAGCUCUGUUGCGUAAAGCUCUGCCACUGAGCUACGAUUCCUCCUUCGUUUCAUGGGCCAGUAGGUUACAAGUCAAGAUACGCUUGGCUUCUCUGCUUUCCUUUCCUUUCCUCCUCACGGAAUGGUUGCUAAUCCUCCUCCCUUGUCUUUUCACUUUUCUUGCAGUCGUUGCGACCGCUUGCCUUGUCACGAAAAUAUGGAAUGCCAGAGCCUGCCCUUGAGAAUAACUUCUUAUCACCUCUCUUUUCCUACCAACAUUCAAGUUCCCAUUGAUAUUUUCCGCAUGGGCCCCACCAGUGCUGUCCCGGGGGAUAAAAUUCAGCUCUCCAUCAUCAGCGGGAAUGAGGAGGGCUUUUUCACCACCAAAAAAGUCAGCAGCCACAGCCACGUAGUGUCCAUGCAGCAGCCGAUCACAGAGCCCAGAGAUCUUCUUCUGACGAUUCAGAUGCAACUCUUCCGCCAUGGAACUGUCUCCACCUUCAUAGCCAAGCUGUUUGUCUUUGUCUCUGCACAGCUUUGAUUCCUUGCAUGCUGGCACCCAUUGCAGUUUCUCCUCCGCUCCCUUUCUCUCUUUUUUGACACUGGUUCCCUUCUUACCAUUUAAAAAAAAAUAAAGUUUAAGUGGUAAAUCACUUCCUGCAUGCUGUGCAUUUGCAUUUUAUUUGUCACCACUCAUUUUGCCUUAGCAUUUUUAACAUUCCAGUUUUCCUGUUUGCUUCUCAUUUUGAUGAGCUCUGCCUAUAAGUCAGCUUUUGCUGAUAGAUGCUGAAGACAGGGAUAGGCAACAAGCAGUUGGGCUGGUGUCAGGGGUGGGGGGCUCAGAUCCUGCGUGCCCAACUCCCUGCAUUCCCCUUUUAGUGGGGCACUUCAGCUGCUUUCUGCUGUAACAGCCAAGCCACAAGCAAAGGGCUAUUUCAUUCUCCACCAGCAGAAUGAGUGCCCAUUUAUGCCAGGGGGCUGGGGCAGGGUGUGUGGGUGGGUGAACGGAGUCCGCCACGCCGGGUGAGGCAAAGCGAGGGUGAGACUGGGACUUGCAUCCUUCUCACGCUGCCCUGCCAGCCCUGCACCGCUUUGGGAGGCUGGGAUCGCAGUCAUUCGGAUCAGAUUCCAGCCUUGCAAAGCGCUGCAGGGCUGGCAGGAUGGCAAGAGGAGCCAAAUGCGCAGUGCCCCCUUAAAAAAGUGCCUGGGUCCAUUGCCCUGGCAGCCCCCCCCUUUGCCCCUGUUCUCCAUGCCCCCAUGGAAAAAGCAACCAUUCUCUCUUGUAUUUAACCACUUCAGCACCAACGAAGACAUAGGCAAAGAGCUCUUAGCCACACUGUUCCUCAGCCAGUUUCCCAAGACACAGGCAAAGGAGAAUGAGUAGCUAAGGCAUGGGGCUUGCGUGCUCUCUUCCUCUCUCUCUCUGUGUAAACUUUACCAGUGUCUCAUCCUGGGUGGGAGGAUGUCAGUUGGCAAAUCCAGCAUUGCUGACCUUUCAGUCUUUACUAAGCUGAAAAUGAGUUGUUGACUUUGACUGUAAGUCAGGACUGGAGAAGUUCAGAAGUGUGUGUCAUUUCUAGAUUGAGUAGACUUGUUAAGCGCACCCCAUAAAUAACAAUUAGGGACCAAUUCCACAGAAAGAAUCAGGUGUGGGAACUAUAGUUAAAAUGCCGUAGGGCAAUCCAGAGUUCAUCAUGGCACAUGCAGGAGUGUUAAAGGCUUCCAUGGACUUUUGUCCUGCAUGAAGUAACUGGGCUUUCUCUGCUGCCCCAGUUACACUCUUGGGGGCAGCCGAUGAGCCUGAUCUUGACAGAGACUAUUAGGGUGCUGGGUGAAAUCUCCCAAAGUAGUCAAAAUCUGUUCCUGAAUUAUUUUAAGUCCCCUUUAAAUCCUAUGGCUGACAUUGCCUAAGGUGAAAUGCUAAAAUCUGAUUGGAAUCCACCUUCAAACAGAACAUAUCGUUUCCUAUUUAUAAUUACCACAACAUAAGGAAAAAAACUAUGCAGAAGCUUUGAUGGAAUCAAAGUGAUUCAUGCAGGGCACAGGUGUGACGGAAAACUUUCCUGAAUAUUCUGCACAUUUCUUAAGAAGAGAACUUUUUUGCCAAGGAUAACGCACCCAGCUUUUAUCAUUUAUGCAUAAUAUCUAACUUACUGGCAAUUCUUGGACCUUUUGCACACCUGGCUGUGCCCCAUCAAAUGUAACCGUUCAUCUAGCAAGUGCUUCAAAGCAUGUCCAAUGGGUUGGCACUGUUCGAUUUAUGUCUGCACACAUCCAAAUCCACUAAUGUUUUAGGACUUGUUGUACAUCCUUAAAGGGGGAUGUUUUCAAUAUUUCCACAGGCUAGAUCCUACAAAGUUAUGUGCACUAUAGUCAGGAUAUCCCAUGUGCCAAAGAAAUCAAAGCUAUAUAGUGGGAGAGGACAUCAUGCAGUUCGAUGACAUAUACUCUUUGAAUGAUGUUAACUGGACUGCAGUUUUUGAGUUUUCACCAUACUGCCCUGAAAACCUUUCAGUUAUAAAUGCUAUUGUUAAACAAUUCCCAUUAACUUCAGUACAUUCUGUAUGUAUCUCCAGGCUGCAUUGACAGAGCCAUGUAGAUGUCUCAGCUAAAUUCAAACACUUCUGUUAUUUGGGCCAAAUCAGGACCGUACAUUAAACUGGACAUCUUCAGUGUGGACCAAGAGGACUACUUUGGCCAAAGUUCGGAAGAAAAGUUCUAUCAAAGUGUCCUGAAAAGUAUUGAAAAGCAUAAGAGAAUGAAGUUGGAUGUACAUCUCUGUGAAGUGCACCCACAAUUCAGAGGAGAGCAGACUAUACUAUAUGCACUCAGUUGCUUGUGUCUGCAGAAAUGACCACUUUGCAAAUGCUACAUAAUGUUUAUUCUCCACUUACGGUAAUCCUUCAGUGUGGCAGCACCUGCACUGUGAAACUCUCUGCUAAUUGAUGUUAAGCAGGUGCCUUCACUUAAUCCCCGCCCCCAGCACCUGGCAGAAUUUUUGUUUUGUUUAGGCAAGUCUACCCAGACAUGCAAAUUUGGCAUGUAUUUUAAUGUGUAAUUUUAUUUCAUAAUUUUAUUUUUUACUUCUAUAUUUUGAAAUAUUUUAGGUCAGCUUGUUUUCAACAUAUGAGUUGACUGAUAAUUUUUAAGUAUAUUUUAUGUAAACUGCUUAGAGGUUUUGAUGAUUAAGUAGCAUAUAAAUCCUGUUAAAUAAAUAUUACAUAUCUAUGUGCAUCACAGAGACUCUGCCCUCUGAUCCCGUGAGCAGCCAGAAACAUGCCAGGGAGGUAAACUGCUGCCUCAGCCCCAGCCUGGCUGCUUCUGUUUCUCUUCUGUUCCAGCUCCCACCUUGCUGGCAACGGUCCAGAGAGCGGCUGCGAAUCAUAGACAGGAUUACAAGCCAAAGAGUUUGGGUGGAAGAAAAAAGAGGGGGGCUUGCCUGGCCUCGUUCUUGUGUUGCUUCUGCUUCACUGUUGCUGCCUGCUGCCCUUUGCUUCCCACCAUAUUUAUGUGAUUUCAUGGGAUGCAUAUGUUGUAUGAUGCCAGAUAAUCCUCAGGCACAUGGCACCACAUCUCACAAACUCUCAAUAUUCUCUCCCUCCUUCCCUUCCCCCCUCUCUCUCACACACCCUAAAUAAUUCCUCUCUGCCUACUUUUUUAGUUGUAUGCAUAAACAUUUUUAGCCAUUGCAACAGAUGCAUCUACAAACAUGUCUAGCAUACUUGUCAGGCAGCCAGAGCUGGCCAAAGCUCAUUGGUGACUGCACAGUCCUUUGCAAAUACAGGCCCUUUAGCUCCAAGGACAAUGUGCAUCCAUGGAUAUGUGGUUACAGGUUCAUUGCACGGUCAACUGUACACGAUGCCUCAGCAAGCCAGUAGCAAAAACUAAAGCUUAGAUUGGCUUCUAAAUCUUUAAACAAAGCCUUAUUUGAGCUACAAAAUGAGGAACGCAAGACUUUGGCCCAUUGCCUUGCAAAAUUCUGCUGCAUUCUAGUAUAUUACUGAGUGCAUAUAUUAAUCUAGUUGCCUUUAAAAACAUACUGCAGUCCAGAUUAAAUCAUAUUAGAUGGAUAAUUCUAUGUUGCAUCUAACUGGAACAUUUAAAUAGACAUAAUUAUAUAGCACCAUUGGGGGGUCUGUCUGGAUGAGAAUGAAAACAUGAUUCCUUGCUUGAUUUAACAAAUUAAAUGGAAAAGAUACCCCCCCCCAAAGUAGCAAGCAGAAGUUUAGAACAGGAAAGAAAAAUAUUGGAAUGUGCCAUGUUCCAAAAUAGAAAAUAUUAAAAUCAAGAUUGGACCAUGCCUUUAGAGGAAGAAGGACAAGGUCCAUUUGUACAUUGCUGGAGUAGAAGAGGAAGCCUAUCUGCAUAACUGGAUCUCCUCUGUAAGGAGGUGCCAAGCGGCUGAGGUGUGUGAAGUGGUUCCUUAUUAUUUUAAUUGUAAUUUUGCAGUUUGUUUUAAAAUGCUUUCAUGCCACAUUCCACUUGGGGAAGGCAGCUUAGAAGUCUCUUAAGCAAUCCUCACGGGGAGAACUUUCUUUCCUCUAAAAAUAGCAGGUAAUCCAAAGAAGCUGAAUAUAUAGGGAAAAUCAAGGCAAACAAAGGGAGCCUCCCCCCACCCCCCACCCCAGUGCAUGGACUGGAAGGUGCUGCCACUGAUUUAAAAGGGAGGGAGACAGAACCAUGGAGGAAAAGCCUAUCCAUGGCUGCUUGCCUUGAGGGCUGCGCUGGGGGCAGGGGGCUUCCAAAUGGUGUGGAACAUGUGAAGACAUUAAUGUACAGUGGUACCUCUAGUUAUGAACUUAAUUUGUUCUGGAGGUCGGUCCUUAACCUGAAACUGUUCUUAACGAGAGGUGUGCUUUUGCUAAUGGGGCCUCUUGCUGCUGCUGCGCCACUGGCACAUGAUUUCCGUUCUCAUCCUGGGGCAAAGUUCUCACCUUGAGGUAACUCUUCCAGAUUAGCGGAGUUUGUAACGUGAAGUGUUUGUAACCUGAGGCGUUUGUAACUCGAGGUACCACUGUAUUGCAAAUGGGCUUUGCACAGGCAUCUGUCUUGGCCACUGUGAGACCAGGAUGCUGGACUAAAGGGGCCUGAUCCAGCAGCCAGGCUCUUACGUUCUUACGUGUUUACACCAGGCCUGGCCAGCACAGAGGUUGAAGAUUGCCUGCUAUACAGGGGCUGAUGUGGCAUAUCCUUUUCCCUUUCUGGUCCAAAAGGAAGGGCUAAGUUAGCAGCCUCAUACGCUACACCAUUUCACUAGGUUGGGCUCUGGCUUCUCCACACGAGGCCCCCUCAACCCUUGCUUCUUCCACUUACUGCAUACCCUCCAACACUCCCCAGAUGAAAAUAGGGACAUUUCUCCCUCCCUCCCACUGACCCCCCCACCCCCCCAUUGUUUGUGCCCCCCUGCAGAGCAUUUCCACCACCACUACGGCAACGGUUUUAUUUUAUUCUUUGGUAAAUUUACAAAAAAGAAAAACACACACUAAUAAAUACAUUUUAGAAAGGGGCAAAAUUAGGUGCAGAUGCACAAAGCAUUUUUUAAAGCAAGGAUCCUUGUGCUCAGCUCCCCCUUACUCCCUGCCCUCUGCCUGCCCCUCAGAGCUGGCCUUGGAGCAGCAGCUUCUCCCGUCCUCCUCUCCCGCUUUCCAGCAGUCACUUUGAGAUGCCCAAGGGAGAGGAAAUAGCCACCUCCUGGGAUUAAAUCAGAAGCCAGGAUGGCUUUUGUAAUUCCAGAACACUUGGAGCGUAUGGUACGGCCACCUUCUAUUUGUUUCUUGCAAACCCAGUUCAAGCUAUACUGGAUUUGUUUAUUUUUGGCUGCCAACUGGAUUUGGAUUGUUCGGAUUGAGCAAGUGUUGAGCAGUUGACUGCAAAACUUGUUCAAUAUAGCAUAAAACCUUUGGGGGGUUGGGAGUGGAUGUGCCUUGAAUCCAGUUAAAAAAUUGUUAAUGAGAAUCCACCCUAAGUAGUUUUUUGGACAAAUUGGCUUUAGGUUAUGGAUGAAUAAUGCUGGCAACAUUUUUAAAAAGAUCUGUUCUGAUGGUGCUGGUGUGGGAAUGGAAAUUUAAAUGAAAUGGUUGCAUAUUAGUCAUGCAGCCAAUCCAUUCUUCUUGGCUCCCUGCUAACACCUGCUCAGUUGUAAUAUUCUUAUGCUACCCACAACAUUACCUGGAAAGAGUUCAACUUGUACACAAAGGAGUUAGAUAAAAUCUGCAACUAAAACCCCAUAGCAACCUCAGAAGCCCCCCCCCCUUCCCGGUAAAAGCACAAUUUCAUUUCACAUCUUCAGCUUGGUUCCAACUCCAACCUUUCCCCCAAACUUUAGUUAUGGAUCCUUUGAAGAAAUGAUUGCUUCCUGCUGGUAUUCAGCCAUGACCAUUUUUUUCAGCUUCAAUAAAUAACAAGAUGCUAUCUUACUCUCAUCUUGCCACUGGUCCAAGGAUGACUGUUGCCAAGUCCAAAACACUGAAACCAUUCUGAGCAGAAAAUGUAGGAAAAUUGUUUCAGUCAAUUUUUGUUUUUGUUCCAUAAUUAGACAGUUCUAUACAUAGCUUUAUUCUAUUUCUAUUUUAUAGUUCACCUUCUCGCAAGGGAUCAGGGAGUUAUGAUAGCAUAAAGUGUCAAAAGAGUUCCCAGUCCACAAACUCAUUACUUGAACAUAGCAAAGCCGAUCACCUCUACCUUGGUCUUCACCAAACUGCAGAUCUUCAUAAACCGUCCAGUCCUACUGGUGGAAGUUGCCAACUUCAGAUUUCAAAAAUUCUGCUACGCAGGCAGGACAAGGGGGGGUGGGGCAUAUCAGGUCAAAGCCUGGAUUCUGGGGCAGGGUCAAGAAGCUGUCAAGGUGGUCAUUGGACUUGACUGUCCAGGGCAAUUUCUUUAAACAAUUUUUGUGACUUGUAGCUUUUCUGACCCAGUGGUAGUUGGAUCUACCCAAGUUGCCUUUAGAAUUAGUCCAGUGUAAGAUGGAUGUCAUAGAUCAGACCCCAGAGGCUAGGAAAAAUAUACAUACGCAUAGUGUUUCACAGUGAGAUCAGGAUCUAAAAUAAGAAUUUCCAUCUUUACUGCACCUUGCUUGUUUGAUCCUUGCAAUGUGACACAACUGAAUUAAUGUUCCAUAUUUGUCUUUCCCUUCUCUCCCUCAGAGUAAGACAUGAGAAGACAGACACUGUUCGCUGCAUUAAGUCCUGCCGACCGAAUGACGUCAACUGCAUGUUAGAUCCAGUUCACACCAUUUCCCACACGGUCAUUUCAUUGCCCACAUUCAGGGAUUUCACGAGGCCUGAAGGUAAACGCUUCCCCUCACUCUGUAGAAGCAGCCUAUGAGAUAAACAUCCCAGAAGCUCCACCUACAGAAAGAAUUGCUAAGAGCCGAAUGCAUAGCAAGGCUGAGAAGCUCUUGUCAUCUGGGCAGCCCAGGACCUCCAGACCCAUUGCUAGGUCCCCCCCCCCCCAUGUCCAUGCUGCUGGAACGUAGCACAGCAGUCAUAUAGCAGGGGACCUAUGCCUAAAUUGCUUCCUUUUAUAGUUUUAUUAUAUUUCAGGUAUUAAUAUACUGUACUCCUUUUCAGGCCGACUUCAAAAAGCGAUUUACAUAAUAUUAUUACAAUAAGUAUCAAUGAAAUGGAAAAAAUGUUGUUGUAGUUGUUCAAAAAAUGAAGUUGUUGUUUUACAAAAAACACAAUAAAAUUGAAAAGACAAUGAAGAGGCUGUAAUGGCUUUUUCUCUCCUCCCCUCAGGGCAAGAUGAUUCUGCAGAGUUGCAGAUGAUGGGAGGGAGGGAAUUAAUUAACACACCUGUGUAGGUUCUAGGCCAGGGGUAGGCAACCUAAGGCCCGGGGGCCGGAUGUGGCCCAAUCACCUUCUCAAUCCAGCCUACGGACGGUCCAGGAAUCAGCGUGUUUUUACAGGAGUAGAAUGUGUCCUUUUAUUUAAAAUGCAUCUCUGGGUUAUUUGCGGCACAUAGGAAUUCGUUCAUCCCCCCACCCCCAAAUAUAGUCCGGCCCCCCCACAAGGUCUGAGGGACGGUGGAGCGACCCACGGCUGAAAAAGGUUGCUGAGCCCUGUUCUAGGCUGCAGGAUGAGGGUCUGUCAUUCUAGGUUCUUAGUACUCCUCUUGCAGUAUUAAGUCACUGGCCAAUGCAGCUCCUGCCCUUCCACCCCAGCAAGACUUUUCUGUAAGUCUCAUGAAGGAUAAGACAACCUGAAGUAUAAUCUUGCUUUCUUAUUUCUCUGCUUUAACUUUUCUGAUUUGCAAUUGCUGAAUAGGUUGCACUGCACUGAUUUAAACAUUUUAUUGUUGCCAUUUUUAGCUUACUUCCGAUAUCUUUCCCCUCAGAGAUUAUUUUCCUUCGUGCCAUCACGCCAGCAUACCCAGGCAACCAGGCAGACAUCAUAUUUGACAUCACCGAAGGAAAUCUACGGGAUUCCUUUGACAUCAUCAAGCGCUACAUGGAUGGCAUCACUGUGGGUGAGGAAAAAGUUCUCCUAUUAUUAUUGAACUCAAGGGAAUAAUCAAUAAACAUUGGCUUAUUGCAUCCUUUAUUAAUUUUUAUUUAUUUAUACAUUAUAUACACCUAGCCUUUAGGGUUACAAAUCCUACAAGGCAUCUUACAAGCAAAUUAAAGAUAUAAAAAUGAAAUCACAAUAUCAAAUCAAAUGAUACUUUUUGCCUCCCCUGUUUGAAAAACGAUAUUUUUCUGUUCAGUGCCACCAAGUGAAUGUAUAGAGUACACAGGCAAAGCUGAAGAAGCUCAAGCAUGUGUGUCUCUUUCCUAAAUUGUCGUAAUAUUGUUAGUGAACAAAAACAACACAAGAAGCUGCAUGUUGAUCUGCAAUUAUCUAGAGAAGGAAAACCUGUGGCUGUCUAGAUGUUGCCGCGAUAAACCUCCAAUCACUUCUGUUCAUUGGUCAUCCAGCCUGAGGAUGAUGGUGGGGUUAGCUAUUGAGAAGCAAUUGUAUUUUAAUUUGUAUUUUUAUGCUGUAUAUAUAUAUAUAUAUAUAUGUGUGUGUGUGUGUGUGUGUGUGUGUGUGUAUUCUUAAUUAAUUGUGUAUACCACACUUCAGCCAUAGAUCUCAGGGCGGUCCACAGCAUAAAAAUACAAGAUAAAAACACAAAACACACAAUAAAGACAAGAACGAGAAUGAAACAGUAACCCUCCCUAAGAGGCUUCAGUGUAAGUGAUGCACAUAUCUGCUGAAUGUGACUAUUCCUACUAGCGUUGUCGCUGCUACUGCUGGUGGUAUCUGGGCAGACCAGGCUGCUAUUUUGUGCACAUUGCAAGAGUUGGACUAGUUAUCUUGGUGAUGGUCACAUAACAAGAGUCCUUCUGUAUUUUUGCUUUGAACUUAUAUGGAUAGUAGUUUCUUAAAUAAAUAUUGCUAGAAGCUGCACUGGGGUGAAAUAGCUGCCACACACAACAUAGAGAGGCACCUUUUGUAGCUCAGCCUGAAGGUGGCGCUGUUGGCUUUCCUGUCUUGUAGCAACCCAAAUCCUUGUAGCAUAAAUCUAGGUUUAUUUCAUAAUUUAUCGAGCAGAAAUGUGAGGCUGCAUGCCAAGAGGCAACAUGUUAAUGCAGGCUUAUAAGCUCCCACGUCUUAAACAGAGUUUGUUGAUGAAAACGACAGUUAAAUAACUGGAGGGUUGUUUUGUGUUUAUGAUGAAGAUUAUGUAAAAAUGGUGGACGGGGUUCUUUGCUUUCCUUGUUUAUAUGCAUUGUGGUCAAUGGAAGGACUUGAGGGGGCUCCCGGAAAAGAAGGUAUUUCUCUCUGUGACCUGAACGUUGUCUCUCCUCGCAGCGUCUCUGUCAGGCUUCCCUCUCUUCAGCAAGAGCACCCACGAGGCCAGGGCCUUAGCUUUCCCCACAGAAGUGAAUGGCAACCAUUCGCUGAAACAGGAUAAAAAGGGCUCCACUCAGGAUGCCAGUCCCUACGCUUUGCCAUCCCACACCUUUGAAGACCAGGCCUGCUGUUAUCUGCGUGGCUUUGCAGAGCAGCCGGUGGCCCUCCAGGCUCAGGAACUGGAGCCCAACAUCUGGAGGGGCACCAGGUUGGGCAACACUGGGCUACGGCUUGAAACUUUUAGAUACUGUUUAAAAAUUGCCCCACGUUUCUGUCCAAAAUUUGACAUCCACAGUAGCUGAUAACAAAUGGAAUAAAGCAGACAGACAAACUAUAGUAAGGAUCGAAGGACCAAGUUCUCCAAAACUCCCCUGAGCUGCCGGCCAGGAAAAGAAGCAAAGAUGUCAGUAGCUGUCCUCCUUCCCUGGGAGGUACAAUGGAGGUGCAGCUAGAGACUGAAAAAGCACUUUCACGCAUGGCUGUCUGGCAAAUUUCAGUCAGCAGCAGGAGAAGAUGAUCAGAUCUCUGAUGCUAAGGGCAAGGGAAGCACAUGGCAUGGGGAGAGGCAGUAGUUCUUUUUAUCUGCAUUAACCACUGUAAAUGGCACCCAAGGCACCUGCACAAGUUGAAAUUAAACAGCUCCUUCAGGUGACCUGUUUACUGAGCCUUUAUCCUGAUUUUAUGCAGCAGUUAUACAAUGCCUGCUCUUUAUUGAACAUCCAUUCCAAUUGAUUUGUUGGGAGAUUAUACAUUUUCCCAUCAACCAAUCAUUUCCCCACAAUACAUUUUAAUGCAUUUCCUCCUCACUUUCCUAACUGUGAAAGGUGGUGGUGUACCCUCCCCCAGGGGAUUGCUGCACCCUCCCCCAGUACCCUCCCCCAGUGGAUUGCUGCACCCUCCCCCAGUACCCUCCCCCAGUGGAUUGCUGCUUUAAUCCACUUUAAUUGCACAAACUGAUAUUGUCCAGAAUGCAACUGAAUCCUUCCUGAAAACCAGUAAAGUGGUACCUCGGGUUAAGUACUUAAUUCGUUCUGGAGGUCUGUACUUAACCUGAAACUGUUCUUAACCUGAAGCACCACUUUAGCUAAUGGGGCCUCCUGCUGCCGUCGCAGCACGAUUUCUGUUCCCAUCCUGAAGCAAAGUUCUUAACCUGAAGCACUAUUUCUGGGUUAGCGGAGUCUGUAACCUGAAGCGUAUGUAACCCGAGGUACCACUAUAACAACCUCCAGGGGAACCUUGUACUUAAGAGUUACUAAAAGCCAACAAUAAAAAGCAGCAGCCCGUUGAGUGAAAAAUGCCCCGCAAGCCAGAUCAGUCCAUAGGAAACAUCCUUAGAACACAAAUGUCUUCGCCUGAUGGCAAAAUACUGUUCAAGGGCGGCUGCAGGGGAGCAGGAGAGAUUGGUUUCCUUGGGGAGUGCAUUCCACGAUGCGGAUGCCACUUUGAAGAAUGGCCACUCUGUGCCCUCCUCACUGAGCUCCCCGAGUUGAAAGAGGGGAAACAAAGAGGAGCUUUGUAAGCACAGAUGACUAUCAUACCAUUGGUUUACAAUAUAUACCGAUAUGUAAACAGACAUUUCAGGUUCUGUCUCAUUGCUUUCUGCUGUAUGAGGAUCACUCUUUGGUAUUUUUGCUUAAAUGGCUCAAUCUCUUCGCCUGACAAGCUCCCCUUCCAGCUGGGGUUGCCAGGUCUCCCAAGCUCUGAUGGUUAAAGUUCUGGAGCCUAACUAGGGAAGAAGGGGUGCAACACAGCAAAUGGCCAAAGAUAUUGUCUUUGGGAUCAGUGGGCAAAACCCCACCACAUUUGGGGGCUCAGGGCAGAGCCUGAUGGAAAUGGGGUAGUAGAUAGGGAACACCUAUACAAGUAUGGUUGGCAAAAUUAUCUGUCUGGGUCUCCCCCCCCCCCCCCCAUAUUCUAAGCUUUGGCACACAAAACAGUUUCUGGGGCUAAGCCCUGGUGAAUUUUGGCUGUGAUUUAUCUGUGCCCUCAAAAUUUAGCUCACUUUAGCCUAGGCUGGUGAUGUUCACAAUAUACAUGCUGUACCAGGCUGGGAAAGAACUAGACAUGCAGGAUUCUCCCGCUGAUUUCUAAGCUUGGGUUCCGAGACUUGGCUGGCCCCUUUGCAAAGAGCCCCAAAGUUUAGCAGUUCAUUCUGCAAGAUAUUCCUUGUAGCCUUAAAUCACGGCUGAACUAGGGGAAAGGGUAAACAGGAGUAAAGCCUCAGCUUGUUCUCCUUAAGCCUUUUUACAGACUUUCUGCUACAUACCUUUUUGUUUUGUUUAGUUCCGCCCCCCCUCGUACCUUUUAACCAGCUGUCAAUGAAGAAUUCGUUUUCAGCUUGUGCAAAAAGGUCCUAUUAAAGCCUGGGGUGUUAGAGAGCACUAUGCAGCUUUUCCCCUCUGCUCUGUGUUGGGGUUCUGUAAUACCACCUGUGUUCAGGCAGGGCAUUUUCAACUGCAGGAUGUUUUCUCUCCUUUUCCUCCCCCCCCCCCCCCCGGCCCCAACCAGGCACUUACACACUUACGUUUGGUUAAUGGAAAAUGAAACUUUUGCCCUUAAACAUUGCUGUUAGUAGGAAACUUUUCUGAAACCAACACCGUCAGGAUAUUAUGAUGGGGCUCACAUUCAAAGAAUGGCCCUAUAGCAGGCAUAUGGCUGGGUAAUCACAGGCUUUCAAUCUACUUUCUGUCUCACGGCAUUUAAUUUCUAGAAAAAGGAGACGUCAGGUGUGUUUUGGAACCCCUUUUCCCCAGUGUUGCCGCAGCAAUCAAACCCCAGGGCUCUUCCCUGCUUCCUCUGAUCCUGCCUCUUUUCACUGGGAAAACCUGCUCUUUACCACUGAAUUGGGUCGACGCUUGCUCCGAUUCAGCGGUCAAUUGUGGCUAUUCCCAGGGAAAAGAGGUGGGGCAAAAAGGAAAACCACUCUGACCCAUGCCUAGAAAGCAGGGGACAUAGUGGUAAACCUCUCAAACUUGUGCUUUUUAGUGUAGACAAACAAAUCCAAAAUCGUAUUAGGAGAGCAUUUAUCGAAAGCAAGAGGAGACAGUGGCGAGUCAAUGGUCCUCUGCAUCCACAGCCAUCUGGUUUUGUGCCUUACUCUUCCAGGGCUCAGUUUAGGCACUAAAAACAGAUACUGGAACUGUGCCCUGAUGUGCUCUGGCAUAAAUUAGGCCCUGCGAUUAGCCUUAUGAAAGCAUAGCAAAAUAAUUAUUCCUCUCUUCAUCUGCAUAGCCAGAACUGUGCGUAGGUAUUAAUUCUGCAGAGAAGGCACAGAAUAGAGAGUGGGAUGCUGAACUGAAGCUGAGUCAAAGGGCUUCUUCACACUUAGCAGGCAGAGGCGGCCUGUGCUUUAAUGCUUGCUUUGUGUCCAAGGGCUUUCCCCCCUUGCCCUCAGCUUUCCUCACAAUGCACCACUUUUUACCACCGAAUUGGAGCAAAUGUCAGUUGAGGAUUUCCACGGAUUCCCGUUUGCUCUGAUUCAGCUUUAAAGACUGGAAAACUCUGGAGCAAAAAAGGGGUGCUUGGAAGGGGAGCUUUAACUAGCAGAGCAGGCCUGGAAAGAGCAGAGCAAAGCUAAGUGUGACUAAGACCAAACUGGGGGCAAGAUGAUGUAGAAGCCCCCUUUCCUAGUCUUAUUCUUGGAAUUUGGUCAGGAAUUAGAAUGCACAGCAGCUGAAAAGGAUUCGUUCUUCAGAAAUUCUGCUUAAAAUUGCAGCUCUCAUCUCUAGGUAAUGAUGGAUGGAUUGUGCAAUGGCUUCCGGGCCCAAUCCUCUGAAUUAGCCCUUUAUUUUCCCUGGUAAAUUGAAUCACGCAGACGUGGCCUGGUGUGUGGCAUGGUGCGGCUUAUAGUCAAGAAAUGGUCAAGGAGUGGCACUUGCCACAGCCUUGGUGACAUGACUAUGCUAUUCAGUUAUGAACAGGAUCCUGCUCUCUCCCCACCUCCACUCCCUCUCUUUGUGUCUCCCCUGAAACUAGAAUUUGGGGCUACCCAGCUAUAUUGAUUGGCAGUGGAAUUAGGUAAAAAUAAGCACUUCUUUACACAACGCAUGAUUAGUUUGGAUGGUCCACAGUUGUAAGAUGUGGCAGUGGUGAUGAGGUUCUUUAAAAAGGAUAGGUCUAUCAAUGGAUAUUAGCUAUGACAGAUGAAACCUCCAUGUUCAGAGGUAGUAGAGCUGAAUACACUGUCAAAAAGGUGUGGGUGUUGCCUUUAUGCCUUUCCUGUAAACUUCUGAAAUAGUCAACCUGACCACCGUUCGAAAAACAACACUGGACUAGAUGGGCCUUGGGCCAAUCCAGCAGUUUUUAUGUUCCCAUGUACUUACCAAAGCUGAAAUGACGCUAAAUAAUGUGCAGCAAGGGUGUGUCCCCAUAAUUAUUUGCAAAUUUGCAAAUUUGUUUGUCUUUAAGGUGCCACAAGAUUCUUUGCAUACGUGCAGUGUGGUUUGAACUCUCCAAAUUCCAUAUUCAGCGUAAGGCGAAUGUUCCAUCAGCACAAGGAUUUUUCUUGUGCUGUGUAAUUUUCUCCCUCUCUCCUCUCCCCACGUGCCCCCUUAAUCUGUUCUUGGGGUUCCCCCCACCCUCCAGAGCAGAUUUAGAGAUGGCGGGGGGGGGCAGGAGGAGGGGAAGUCCUGUUGCACUAUUGGGAAUCCUUGCACUGGCUUCCACUAGCGGUAUGGUUCAGUUGAAUAUGGCCCAACACAUUUUUAUUAAGUAUGUCCCAAUUAGUGCAACCAAACUAACCAAAGCAAAAUAUUUCAUGGUAUGGUGAAGAAAAUUAGUAAAUCCAGAAAGUUGAGUGAGACAUGAAUACAAACACAAAUGUUGCAUUAAGAGCGUUGUCCCAUCUAAUUGACAUGGACUGUGUGUGCUAAGAUGUCAGAGUCCACUUUUGGCACAAGAAGGAAACAGGGGUCUGCAAGAUCAACUGAUGCAAUUGGCAGGUAACAUUUAGCCUUUUGGUUGGCCAGUCUUUCCAGAAUAGGUCCCUGGCUCCUGCUUUUGUAUAGUUCAAGUGAUCUGCUUGCUUCACUUCAGAUCUAGUGGCCUCGGGGAUCCUGUGCUGGAUUCCAGGUCUAGAUUCUGGGACGGUGCUCCGCAGCUCCGCGUAUUGCCAGCUCAGGAGUAUUUGCGAGGAAUGAGUUAAACAACAGAAUGGCUCUUUUAAGUUUAAGAUGCAAGGUUAUUAGCAAACUGGCUAAGUGAUACAAAAUACAAGCAGAAACCAGACAUGAAGGUGAACUGCCUGAGGGGCUGACAUAUUUUGAAGGCGGGCAAGAGGGAGGGAAAUGUAAUUAUAUCUUACAGCGACAUAAAUGAGCCAAAAGAAUACCUUCAGCAUCUGUCUGCAGUACCAGAAAUCCCGAUGAGGAGAAGCGUGAGAAGACAAACAAUGCUAAGUUUAAAACCAGCACCCUCCUGGCACUUGCAACGAGUAAUGUUAGAUAAUCUCUAUAUUUUCCCCAUUCUUUUUGGAAUUUUUGUUUAGAUCAUCCCCUAAUUGUAUCUGUCAUUUUGGCCAAUUCAAGGUAAUCAAAUAAUUUAUCUUGCCUCUCUUUUUUUGUUGAUACUAUCUCUUUUUUCCGAUUAAGAUUCUCGCUACUGAUGUUGCAUAUAGGAAUAUUCUCUUAUUUUCACUUGCAGUGUUGGAGUCUAAUAUGCCCAGCGGAAAAGCUUCUGUCUCUUUUUUUUAAUAAAGGUUUGUUUAAAUAUUUUCUUCAGCUUAUCAUAUACCAUAUCCCAGAAGCUCUUAAUUUUAUUACAGGUCCACCACAUAUGUAGCAGCGUCCCCUCUGCUUGAUUACACCUCCAACACAUUUUGGAUUUUGUUUUAUACAUCUUGAAUAUUUUGCUAGGUGUUAUGUACCAUCUAUAAAACAUCUUUAGAACAAUUUCCUUUAUGGCUGCUGCUUCCUUUCUUUGCCACCUCCUGCAAGGCCAAAUUUUAUUUUCUCUUUUGGUGCAAGAGCAGUUCUGUGCAAAAGAGCUGCUUUAAAAAUAGAAACAUCAUGGAUGUGCCUCCAGCAACAGCCAGUGAGAAAAGGAAGGCUGUAUCAUUUCCCUUUGGCUAAUGAAAACCAAAUGGAAGUAGCGGGUUUGGUAGCAGGCUGUGUGGCAGGAAAGCAUCACCACACAUGUAAAAAACCCCCACACCUACACCACAUGCAGUGUGCAAUUUUGUAUUGACUUUUUUGCCCUUAUUCAAUUAUUCACGGAUUGGGAUAAUUCAGAUUUAUCAGAGAGGAAUUGUGGCUGUCACUUGAAUGAGGAGGAUUUCAUGAGAAGGAUAUUUAAGAAUAAGAAUAGAAGAGACACAGGAAGCUUCAGCUCCACAUUAAGUGUGGAUGAGCCCAAAGUUAUUAGCCAAGAAAACCAACAACCUUUAUAUCAAGCUCAGCAGAAAAUGCCCAGUUCUCUCUCUCUCUCACCUCCCACUUUUGGUUCUGGCCCCUCACUGUGAGACCUGACAUGUGUGCCUCACUCCCACAGUCUAGUCUAGUCCAAUCUUUGGGAGAAGUGGGUUUGUUGCACGAGACCUCCCAAUCACCAAUUUGUCAGGGUGUGAUUGCCUCCACGCAAAGAGAGUGAUGGUUUGGAAGUGCCUUGUGAUUGACCAGAAGUGUGGCAGAGUGAGCCUUCAAACUAUGAGCCCUGGUCUCCCCUGUUUAUCGAAUAUUUUUGCCAGGGUUGGUUCUUGAAGACCAGGUCAUUCUCCAGGCACUAGGAUGAUGGUGUUUGUCAUGCUUGCCUUGAAGAGAGCCUUACAAGCCCUUGAGAUUCACAUGACUAUAUCAGGAAAUAUGCAUCUUGGCACCUUCAUGAACCAAGAGUUACUCACUGAGCUGUGUAACAUUUGUAUACCAGAGUUCCAGUGCAGUGUUGUCGAGUUCCACUGAUGUGCCUCCUCAGAUGAGGCUGGGCCCAAGGGCCUUGGCCUUGCCCUGUUGCAGGUAGAGUGGCAGGCUGUGUCUGAAUAAAGACAGGUCUGCUCCUGCUGCCCUGUCAGCAUGGUUGACAGAUGAAGCAUCCCAGCCUGGAAUGUACCUGUUGACAGGAGAGCGAUGUUGUCCUGCUUGCUUUGACACAGCAACUGACAUAGCACAGAAAGUGAAACUUCAGUGCAUGUAACUGUAGUUGUUAUUUUAGCCUUAGUUCUUGCAUUCCCACCCCCCUCCCAGGAUGGCUAGCUACCCAUAAAACACAACAGUAAAAACGGUGUUGAAAAUCGCAACAAAAACCCAACAUUUUCACCCCCCCAAAAUGGGACUUCAGUGCUCAUCAGCAGGGUUGUGCCCAAGCACUGGACCUUUGGCACUGGACCUUUGCCAAGUGUCAGAGUGCCGGAAUGAAAGGCUUUCUGGCGCUCAGCAGUCGGAUGCACCGGAGCUCUGGUGAGACCCUGCUGGCUUGCACCACAACAAAAAACGGGAAAUCCCAGGAUGCAAACAGAAGCUGGGAUUGGCUUCUGUGAUUCCCGGAUGUCCCCCUUAAAACAGGACAGUUGAGGGGUAUGUAAUACAGCCCCACACAACACAGUAAUCAAAGGCAUAAAGUAAUCAGUGCUGCAGUUGGCUCAAUAGGACAGGGGUGUGGAAGCAAAUUGUCUCCCCUAGCGCUGUGGGUCAAAACUCAGAGAAGGGUGGGGUUAUCCAACUAUCAAUCACCUGACGGUGAUGUCCGGUGACCCUUUUUCUCCUUUAUGGUUUGAAAUCAAACUAUGUGGGGAAAUGUGCAGCUUGCAAGAUUCUCUGAAAGAACCAAGUGCCAGCUGAUAUUUGGGUCUUGUGGAGCACUUUGCAAGAGGCUUUGCAAGACCCAGUGAUCAGGUGAAGGUCAGCUGGGGUGUGGUAUGGGCCAAAAAUGGCCUUAUGGGCCAAAUGAGGAGGCCUGAGGGGCUCCAUUAGGCCAGAGGUCCCCCCCCCUUCAGUAAGGCCACUCUAUGAUCUGAAGGCCUGUGCAAAUAAAUAGGUCUUUGGCUGUCACUUGAAUGAAAAUCAGUUUGGGGCCACCAGAUCUGUACAGGAAGGGAAUUCUGCAGACAGGGUGCUGCCCCUGAGAAUGCCCUACAGGGCUCCCCAUCAGAUCUGAGAACCUGGGUUGACAGGUGAGAGACGCCACCACAUAAAGUACUUUGGGUCUAAGCUCUUCAAGUCAUUAAGUACCUUGAAUUGGGCCUUGAUAAAGAGACCCAUCUUGUCGCUGGAAGUCCAUGUGGCCUCACUGGGAGGAGGGCCUAUGCCCAGUUUCAGAUUUAGAUGGAGGUAACUUGGCUACAGUAAUCCAGCCUCUGAGAACUUCCCGGUUGUAUUUCUGAGAUGCCCUCUACAUUGGACUUCUCUUGAAGAUCGCUACAAGGACACUGCCCAUUUGCUGCUUGGGGCAGCAAGGUGGCAUUGCAUGACCCCAAUUGGCAGAGUAUUGCACUGGCUGCCAGUGGGCUACCAGGACUCUUUAACCUCUUUAACUUGUCCCCAGUGUUGAUGCUAUAACAGAGGUUCACAUCUUCAAAAUCUCUGCUGAGCUGAACAUUUUGGUACAGAGUUGCUUCUUUCAGUUAUUGGAAUCCAACAGUGGCAUUUAAUUUAGAAAGACAUGUACAGUUUAAGGAAAGAUUAUUUGAUAUAUAUUCCAUUUCCCAGUUCAUACUAGUGGUGGGUUUUUUUUGGGGGGGGUGAUCUGAUUUUUGCUGACCUUUCAGCCUUUGUGUGGUUUCAAACAAAGCCCUGACGAAAAAUGAGUUGCUAUUCUACUAGGACUCCACAUCUGCAUCCAAAAUGUAUGCUAGGCAGCCAUGUCUCUUCCAGCUUGACCCGCCUCCACUCCAGUAUCCUGAAUAUUGCAAUAAGCAAGAUGUCAGGCAGGAGAGGAUAAUAGGGUAACAAGAGCAGAGGAGGAAUAGACAGGAGAAGCCAUGGCUGCUUCAUCUCUGACUGGAUCAAGGAGGGAUCCAACUUUGCCUACUGACCAGGGUAUAUGCAGAGUGGGAAAGAAAUUGUCUGGAUUAAAUGAUUGCAUCCUAUGGAUUCAUGUGUCAUAGGUUAGAAGCUAAUGCCAAAGAGAGAACGCGCUUCCAUAGCCAGGGCUGUAUUCCAGGGAGAUUCCCUAACCCUCCACCCCCAUCUCAGUUCCUGCCAAUACAAGUCAACUUUAUAAGAGAGGGGAAUCCGUCCAAGGAAAUGAAUCUUAUGUGUAACAUUUUAGGGACUGGGGGGGAAAGGAUGCUUAAAAAGAGAGCUGUGUUUAUGGAAUAUGGCAAGCAAAAUGAAUGUGGUGAAAAGUCUGCUAUUUCUCAGCAUGCUGAAGAUAUUAGUCAGUAUUUAAGUAGGACAAAACUCUAAGGUCAUCACGGCAUUCAGAAAAAAAGGGUGCUGACAGCUGGCAUAAGCAAACGUUUAUCUCUCCCAUCAGAUCCUAAGCCAAUGUGUUCUUAGGGAAUUGGUAGGAGACUGCUUCUGGAAUGCCAUACAUGCUGCCGAGCUCUCCACUUUUGAAACAUGACCUCAACUAAGAUCUAAAUGGGACACAUAUCAAAUAAUCCUUCCUUAAACUGUACGUUUCCUUCCAAAUUAAAUGCCACUGUUGGAUUCUAAUAACUGAAAGAAGCAAUUCUAUACCAAAAUGUUCAGCUCAGCAGGGGUUUUGAAUAUGUGACCCUUCGUUAUUCUGUAUUUUGCACUUUCAGAAACUGACAGUGUAGGAGACAGUUAGCCAUGUGUUCUGUUCAUGGCGGAGAGCAGCAGACUGCAGGGAGAGAAGCAGAAGAUGCUGUCAGGCAGCCACAGGCCAGAGCCCUGUGAGUAUUGGGGGUUUUCAUAGCAGAAAGCAGUUUGAAAGGCAGAUUAUAUGCAAUUAUAUAUAAAAUAGUCACCGAACAAUAUAUAUGACCAGCCAGCAAUAAAUAUCCACUGGGCAGCUUACAAACAAUAUUUAAAUUUCUUUUUAUUAUUAAACUCAACAAUCAAUAAGACAGCACCUGCAACCCCCUGUUGCAGCUUCUGGUAAAUGGAUUUUGUGGGGGGUUUUCUUCUUAAAUUAUUUCAAAAAUCUGUUUAUCCCAACUUAACAAUGAAAGGAAAGGAACAUUGGUGUUCAUUGUGGCAAUCAAAGCUUCUCUGAAGCUACAGUCUUUUUCCAAGUUUAGUUGCUUGUUUCCAUUGUGAACAGUAUAUUUUCUACAGAGGAAAGCACCAGGGGUGGCCUAUCCUGUUUUGGCACCUGAGAUCAAAUGGUAAGGUGCCCCCCACCACGGCGUGCUUACCAGGAUUGUGCAGAGGUGGCUUCCAAGUUCUGGAAGUAGGGCUCCCCCCUUGUGUGUGGGGGGGGGAAGGGAGAGGCACCCAUGCCACUGCCAGAAAAGUGAGAUGUGAGAAAAGACAGCAGCAGCAAAAUCUUGUGCAGAGUCCUGUGAGAUCUCACAAGAGCUCUUUAGGAUCUCAUGAGAUUUUGCGGGGCUCUUGCAGGAUCUUGCCAGAACCUGCUGCUGCUUCUCCAGUGAUGGCGGAUGGGGGCCUGUGGGGGGGUGCUCCAUUGAGAUUCUACUGCCUGAGGGAGGUGCUUCAAUCUGCAUCAUGGGAGGGCUGGCCUUGAAAAACACAAACCUUGAAAUGUGCAACAAGUGGGUGAGGUCAGAGCUUUCCCACUCCAAUAUCUCUCUAUGAAUAAAUGGUGGAAACUUCUUUUAAAGGGCUGCCUAAUUAGGCAGAUGUUAAGAGUUGAGUAGGGACGUGGGUGGUGCUGUGAUCUAAACCAGUGAGCCUCUUGGGCUUGCCGAUCAAAAGGUCGGCGGUUCGAAUCCCCGCGACGGGCUGAGCUCCCGUUGCUCGGUCCCUGCUCCUGCCAACCUAGCAGUUCGAAAGCACGUCAAAGUGCAAGUAGAUAAAUAGGUACUGCUCUGGUGGGAAGGUAAACGGCGUUUCCAUGCGCUGCUCUGGUUCGCUGGCCAAUAGUACGCCAGCUUCCUCGGCCAAUAAAGCAAGAUGAGCGCCGCAACCCCAGAGUCAUCCACAACUGGACCUAAUGGUCAGGGGUCCCUUUACCUUUAAGAGUUGAGUACCAUUAAUGCAUCUUUCAGAUUCACUACAGUUUUCAUAAUAAAUGUUUAAAGAUUUAUUGCUAGCUAGAAAUGCCACCCAAGUUUGAGAAAGUGACAUACUCUGGAGCCAAGUGGGAAAUGGUUUGGGGGCAUUACAAGCAAACAAAAAUCUUCUGCUACACUGUCCGUGGAACUUUUCAUCACUUGUGGUAGUGGAGAGCAAACCUUUUUGUAUAAGGAAGAAAACAAAGCCCAUUAAUGUCCCUAUGUGCUUAAGAAAAAAACAAAAACAGUGUCUUUAAUACUUUCUCAACCUCUGAGCCGCUCACUUUGUGUUCAGCUUCCAUGAGAUAGACACGAUUUCUGGAUUUGGUUAAUUUGGUUAUUCUGAAACACCAUGUAUGUAGUAUAUAAAGGGGAAAAUUUUAACUGUUAAUGCUUUUUCAUUGUUAUUUCCAUUAUUUAUAUAUUGAUUUACUGCAUGGCGCUUUACAAAGCAAACAAAACAAAGUGAAGUGCAAAAGAGGCCUCUGCCCUGAUUAGCCUACAGCCAAAAGUCAGCCACCACGAGAGUCAGGAAAGGAACUAACCAUGCUCUUCGGAAGGCCCCCUGCUCCUGCAGCUACCUCUACUUAGGCCUUAUUCUGCUGGAGAUGAGGACCAGCAAAGCUCACCCAAAGGCACCAUGGAAGAGGAAGGUUAUAGCCUGGGGUGUGAAGGGUGAGAAGCCACCUCACAGGUGUUCUCAGAGGCAUUGUGAACACAUCUGCAAAUGGCUCUUUGUUUGCAGCAUAUUCAGCCGACCCUUCUCUUUAGAAACUACAUUCAUAGUGGCAUUUUUCUCCAUGGUGUCUUCUAAACUUCCUUGCUGCCACAGCUUCUUGUCUUCACCACCUGGAGCAGGGCAUCAAUGAAUUGAUCUUCAUGACUGUGUCAUUUCAUGUGGUUGGGAGCAGUGCUUAAGAUCCUCUGGUCCCAAAUUACUUUAAAAUAAAAGCCAGUCCUCUGAAACAGACUGCUAAAACAGCAGAACACCUCUCUUAAAGGCCCCAUUCUUCCUGUCAACACCCUGGUAAUCGCAUUGUAGACAAACCGAAGUUUUCAAACUUGCCUCCAAAGGUAGGUUUUUGUACAGAAUAUUACAGGAAUCUAACCUGAAGGGGUUCCUGCACUGCAGGGGAUUGGACUAGAUGACCCUUGGCGGUCCCUCCCAUCGCUGCUCUUCUAUAAUUCUGCGACCAGGGCAUGCAUGAUGACUGUGGCCUGUUGCACAGCCUGGGAGAUAGGCUGGAAGCUUGUGACACUCCAUAACCCAAAGGCCACAGAAUGGAAUAGCCAUAUCCCCUGCGGGAAACGACCUGACCGGAAGGACUAAGGUCAUUAUUCAGUAUGGCAGAGCUGAGCCCAGUUAUAUUUGUGGCACUAAUUCUUCUUCCUCCUCCUCAACCCACAGGUGUGGUUCGCCAGGUGAAACCCAUCAUUGGCCCCUUCCACGCUACCUUGAAGCUGGAGAUGAACUACGUCAUUGGAGGGGUUGUCUCACACCGCAACGUUGUCAACGUGCACAUCUUUGUUUCGGAGUACUGGUUCUGAUCCGCCUCGCCACCUGGGUGGAAGCAGGAGAGCUUCCAAGUGAAACUCUACCACAAACUCAUAGAAACGUUAUGCACACCUUUGGGGGCAGGGAGGGGUGAGACGGGGGUUGGGAGUGAGACCAAAUAGCUUUCUUUUCAAGUAACAUUUCUGGUUUAUAGUUUAAUUAAAGGACCAAUAGCAAACUAUCUAAAAUAGAAGUAGGAUGGAGCAAUAACCUUUGAGUCUGAUCUAGCUGGAUUGUAUAUACAAAUAAAUAGUGUGUCCAGCUCCCUGUCCUUCUAUGGGGUUUUACAUUCUGUUUUGCUGAGGUCUUUUAGUCAGGGUGCUGCAUGCAAGAUUUUGCAGGAUCAGAGCCUUGCCUGCCCUCACCCUCCCUACUUCCACCUUCUUGAAUGCCUUGCCUGGCUAUCAAAUUAAUUUUUUUCAUUGUAAAAAUCCAGAAAUCACCUCUGAUGAAUUUGGGGCAUAACCAGGGCUUUUGUCCAGCUCAGUUCUGGCACCAAUGCCGUUAUAAGAGAACAAGGGAGGUGUUUUUUGUGAGUUCUGGCACCUCUUCUUUUAGGAAAAUAGCACUGGGCAUAACUGACCUCAAAAAUGACCCCCCACCACACAUAUUCCACAUAUAUUCUCUUGCAAUGAGUGGGGCGGGUGGGUGGAGUUCUCUAGUGCUUCAAAAUAGGUGUGUAUUUUGGGGUUUUUUUAUCUGAAAAUUUCAUUAAAAGGCAUUAGCAUUAGGUAGGCCCCAACUAAAGUAAAUGGUAGAAAAAUAAACACUGUAUAUGCCAAGGUAUUGAGGGGCUAAAUGACCCCAGUAUUGGGGAAAAUGUCACUUAACAUGUGGUACCUGAUGUGAAAUCAGCCGCUAAGAGAAGGAUGUGCUCAUGAUUCAUUGUCUUGGAUCCAAAGUCCAAAUGGCACUUUGGGUUUCCCCCCAAACAGCAACCUCUCAUGUCACAAUGCAGUCUGCUUUUUAAACAGAGGAGAGUUUCAAAAGCAGUCUGUGAUAUGAGAGCCUGCUGCUUAAAGCAAAAAAAAAAAAAGGGGGAAAAAAAAGGGUAACAGGAACAAGCAAUAAUCUUUUUUGAGCUUGCCUAAGGUAGGGCUGCAGGCCUUUUCUCCAUCUUCUUUUAGCUGUGCAUCAUGAAGGUUUAGAACUGAAGGGGGAAAUGUGUGAAUUUGGUACUCCUUAAUCUGCAAGAUCCCCAAAGGCAUUAACAACUCAAGGCAUUGCAGAUCCCAGAUACUACUCUAGAGUUACACCUCUUAGGCUAGAAAAGGAGGGGGCCCUUCCAGAGUGGGGGGCCCUGACCGCUGUCCAGAGAUGGCAGGUUCUGACUCCCAUCCUGUAGACUAAACUACUUUUAGUGGCUUUUGAGAUCCCCAUUUCUUUGGUGACAAACUAGAAUGAAAUCAACAGUGCAGUGGAACCAAGUAAUUCGAAACCUUUAUGCCAUGAUCCAGCAGCAGAGAUAUGUACAUAGAAACAGUACGUACCUAUUGUGGAUACAUACUAGAUUGGGAUUGGUGUUUUAGAAGCUAAAAUUAUUUUUUAAAUUAGUCAUGGUGAAGGGCCCAAUUCAGUUGCAGUGAUGGGCUGCAGAACAGCUGGUGGCUCCAGAUGUGGGUGGACAUCACCUUGAGGCACAUCCCAAAGAGUCCUCCCACUAGGGCUCAGGUGAGCAUGGAUUUAGGCCACCAUUAUGCACACAGGAGGGCUUCUUGCUGGGUUGGAGCAAUCGUGUAUGAGGCUUCUUAUGUAUCAUACUGAAGUAUGACCCAAUAAUGUAAUGAAACUCAAUAAAUGAGUGUUGUUUGUAUCUAUAGUUUCUCUCAACCAUGUAUCGUUUUUAGGAAAAUAAACUUUUUCAUUUUUUAACAGUUGUUCA